This is a messenger RNA of Pelobates cultripes (western spadefoot toad), 80692 nucleotides long. NCBI's taxonomy places the organism in Eukaryota, Metazoa, Chordata, Amphibia, Anura, Pelobatidae. The record is from the annotation of a GenBank genome assembly.
AUGCGAGGUCGCCUCCCUUCUUCCCAGCCAGAGGGAGAUCCUGGGGCUCCAGGUAUCCCCGUGGUGCCGCUUCGGGCAGACGCCCUUAUGGUGAGUACCCAUUUUUCCCCUCUCGAUCAUGUAAGGGUGGCAGGGAGGCUAGCCUUAUUCUACCAGGGGUGGACAGAUGUAACCUCAGAUGCUUGGGUUUUGCGAUGUGUAAAAGGUUAUCACCUGGAGUUCGUUUCUAUGCCUGUCCAGGUUCGCACCCCCAGAGAGUUGUCCCUCCCACAGGAUCAGGACGACAUGUUUACCAAGGAAGUAGAGGAGAUGCUCACGAAAGGUGCCAUAGAGGAAAUGACGUUGGCCUCUCCAGGCUUCACGAGCAAUCUUUUUCUGGUGCCAAAGAAAGGGGGCGGGGUUCGUCCUGUGAUAAAUCUUCGUCCCCUCAACGCAUUUCUCCGUUACCAACAUUUCCAGAUGGAGGGUAUACACUGCCUCAGAGACCUCCUUCGCCAAUCGGAUUGGUUGGCCAAGUUGGAUCUGAAGGACGCAUACUUUACAGUCCCCAUAGCGUUGAGCUGCAGGGAUUACCUCCACUUCACAUGGCACGGUCGACGCUGGCGCUUCACUUGCCUGCCGUUCGGCCUCUCGUCGGCCCCUUGGUGUUUCACCAAACUCAUGAAGCCGGUCAUGGCUUACCUUCGUACCCGUGGGGUGCGACUGAUCGUCUACCUGGACGACAUACUGAUCAUGUCCCAAUCCAGGGAAUCUCUGCUGUUACAUUUGGGUUGGACAAUCAACCUUCUCCAAAAUUUGGGUUUUCUGAUCAACUGGGACAAGUCGGUCAUGGUCCCUACCCAAUCUAUAGAAUUCUUAGGUUUCCAAGUGGACUCCAUCAGGCAAUUCCUGUACUUGCCGGAGUCCAAAGUGAAGGCCAUUCAGAAGGAGCUCCGAAGGGCUCUUCGGGUGCCGGAUAUGUCCGUCAGGCAACUAGCAAGGAUUAUCGGCCUUCUGGCGGCUUCGAUUCAGGCGAUCUUUCCGGGUCCGCUACACUAUCGUGCCCUCCAACGACUCAAGGGUUCACACCUGCGUUCGGGUCGCUCUUACGAGUCCCGGAUACGUCUGGACGACGAGUCCAGAGACGAGUUGGUAUGGUGGUUGGCACACAUGGAAGCCUGGAAUGGCCGGGCCAUCUUCGGUUCGGUCCCGGAUGUCGUGAUAGAAUCCGAUGCCAGCUUACACGGCUGGGGUGCUCGUUGUGGAAACGUUUCCACCGGAGGCAGAUGGUCCGACAUGGAGAGGUCCCUACACAUCAAUUGUCUAGAACUGCUGGCGGGGGCCUUCGCGAUACGCAGUCUGACCCCAGGCCGGGCAGACUGUUGCGUUCUCCUCAAGAUGGACAAUGUGUCGGCAGUCCGGUACAUAAAUCAUCUUGGGGGUACCAAGUCCAGAAUGUUGGCACUAUUGGCGAAGGAUUUCUGGCAAUUUUGUCUCCUCAACAACGUCUCGGUGCAGGCGGAACACAUUCUGGGCCUGGACAAUUCGGGUGCGGAUUGGAAUUCCAGGCACUUAAGAGACUCGGGAGAUUGGCACUUGCACGUUUCGGUUUUCCGAGGUCUGGACAGUCUCUGGGGACGCUUCGAGUUGGACCUGUUUGCUUCACGUCUGAACACUCAACUCCCGGCGUUUUACAGCUGGAGGCCAGACCCGGCAGCAGUAGCGACGGACGCCUUUCUCCAAGACUGGCCUCCGGGACGCCUGUAUGCCUUCCCACCGUUCAACAUGAUCGCUCGCACGAUAUCGAAGUUGGUCCGGCACGAUUGCUGCCUGGUACUGAUCACACCUCUUUGGAGGUCCCGUCCUUGGUUCCCACGCUUGAUGGAGUUGUCGAUAGACUACCCCAGACUGAUUCCGAGCUUCCAGGAUCUUCUCCUAGACCCGGAUGGGAACUCGCACGAGCUGGUGCUCCGACAUCAGCUACCUCUGAUAGCGUGGCUCCUUUCAGGGGUACCUGGGUUGUCCCGAACGUUUCGCGGACGACUCUGCAACUCCUCGAUAACGCUUGGGCUCCAGGUACGCGAUCGGCAUACCGCUCUUCAUGGGGCUCAUGGUCUAGUUGGUGCAUGGAACGGGCAGUGGAUCCCGUAUCUGCCCCUCUCCAUCUAAUUCUGGAAUACCUCACUUUUCUGUUUGAUUCGGGCAAGGCGUAUCGAACUAUCAACCUUUUUCGUUCCGCUAUAUCGGCUGGACAUGUUGGUUUGGAUGGUUCGCCCGUGGGCAGACACCCCUUCGUGUGUCGCCUGCUCAAGGGCAUUCGCCUCGCCCGUCCGCCCAAGGCUCGUUUCUCUGCCUUUUGGGACGUUAACAUUAUGCUUCAGUUUCUAUCUUCCUGGUACCCGAACCAGGGACUGACCCUUAAGCAACUGUCUUCCAAGUUGGUUAUGUUGCUUUGUUUGGUUUCAUGUAAACGGGUUUCUGAUGUUAGGGCCCUCGAUUGGGACGCCGUUACCUUCUCCCCUGAAGGUGUGACUUUUAAUAUUUCCAGACGGACUAAAUCUGCAUCAAGGUCUUUCGUAUACCCUAGAUUCCAAGAGUGUCCGGCACUCUGUCCAGUGGAGUGUUUAAAGGUCUAUUUGGAGGUGACUCGACCUCUUCGCUCACUAGACCUGCGACCUUUAUUCAUUUCUUUUCGUACUCCGCAUCGACCUGUGGCGACACCGACCCUGGCACGUUGGGUGCGUUGGCUGUUGUCUAUGGCUGGUAUAGACACGUCUAUCUUUACACCCCAUUCGGUGAGGGGUGCUAUGGCUUCCAAGGCUUCGACAGUCGGCUGUCGUCUGGAGGACAUCAUGCGUGCAGCGGAUUGGUCUCGAGAGUCGACCUUCCGUGACUUCUACUUCAGACCUAUUGAACACAUCGCAUCUCAGGUGAUAGCACAGCUUUGAACUUGCAUAAUAUGAGCCUCCGUGUCUUUAAUAAAAUUCCCAGAUUUUACUAUUAACAUGACGUAAAGUCAUGAUUUUAUUAAAGACACGGAGGCGAGUAUUAUUCCCUCCCACCCUCCCGGUGUGGGGUAUGGAGCGAGAUGCGAUUUGGCUUGUUCAGGUAUGUUGGGUUUGACCUACCUUGGAUGUACUUCAUAUGGUGUAUUACAUAUACUAAUUAAUUAUGUCUAUUAUAUUUUUCAGGUUUCAUUCCUUAACCUUAUGACAGGUCACUAGUUUCGUAUUGGUAAGUCUACAGUUUGGAGUUUGGUUAUUACCAUAUUUCUCUCUCUCUUUUUUAGCUUGAAAUUGUCGGUUUGUUCCAGUUCCCGGUUUUGACCAAGCAGGAUAUCGUUCUUCUUACCUGGUCUUCGGUUUUCGCAAGAAAGAGGGGGAUUGUGGGAGACACAGGCCUUAUAUAGUCACUUCCUCUGUUAUGUGAUUGGUUGCCUGUGUAUCUAUACAGUUUUUUCUUUCAUUUUUGAUAUAUUUAUAUUCCUCUAUCUUUGCUGCUGAGGAAAUAAAGAAAGAGUUAUGCAUAAUACUCGCCUCCGUGUCUUUAAUAAAAUCAUGACUUUACGUCAUGUUAAUAGUAAAAUCUGGGAAUUUGCCUUGUGAUUUUAUAAUGCAUAAUUAAAUAAUAAUUUUGCUAUAACUAUACUAAUACACACACACAUAUAUAUAUGUAUGUGUGUGUGUUUAUAUAUAAAUGUAAUUCUAAUGUAUCUUAUAUAUAAUUAUUCUAUUUUAUUUAUUAUAUAUUGGAGGACCUGCCCCACAACCCAGGCAGAAAUAUCAGAGAAUUUAAUUUGCAAAUCCUAUUUUUAAUCCUGUAAAUUUCCAAAACCCAAUAAAACCUGCAGAUAAGGGGUGCUGUUGUACUUGCGAAGCAUUGCUGAACACAGACAUUUUUAAAACAAUAAAAUGUAUAAUGACAGUAUCAUCAGUGAAGCUGCAGUUUUUUGUGAAAAAUGCAAAAAAUAAAUCUGAACACCAAGUUUGGCCAGGGUUCUGUUGUUAUGGUGCCAAGACUCAGGAGUGUUCCUUCAAAAUCAAACUAAGGGCAGUUUGGGUGUUCCUCUUUUUACUGUAUGAGAAUAUAAACAGUGGACAAAAAAAAAGUAAAUAUGAGAAUAUGAUACACAUUUGCAUGGAUCUAUAAAAAUGCCGACAUUCACAUGGUAUCUCAGACUAAGAUUAAAAAAACAAACAAAAAAAAAACUGUGUGGUUUGUGCAACAUAAGAUUAGUAACUAAGCCAUAUAGCUAGUUCUAUCUUUAAAAAUCCUUCUGAUCACAGGAAUUCUACAUUGCUCAAAAUAAAUACCUAAAUUGAGUGUACUCACAACUUUCUGACACUUAACGCCAAAACCAUGCAAUGUAUUAAACACACUAUGUUUAUGUCCUCUAGUCUUCUGCUUUCAGAACGUUAGCAGGCUGUAUGUGUACACUGUACAUUGCUGUGUUACUGCCCAGUAAGCUGCCAUUCUACAGCCUGUGCUGUUACUGGUUAAUUCAUAACGUGCAAAAAGGACCGGUCACAUGACAGCUUUCAGCCAAUAGCAGUUGAAGAGUCAUUCGUGAUCUGCACAUGCCAUUUUGGAAUAGUACUUUAACCCUGUGUCUGCAAGUCAAGCAGGUAAGAAGAACCCCUGCAGCUAGAUCCAGUAGAAUACUGUGUUAUAGAGCACAAUAACCUCCUGACAAGUGUGUGCACUGUAUUCUAAUUACAUACCACAGACUAAAAGCGGCAAAAGAGACACUUGGUUACAUGUUAGCAAUCAGUAAUCACAGGGGUCACUGGGCCUCCAUGUACAAAGGUUAAUAUAUCACCAGCAUUUUGGGCACAAAAUACAUGCAAGUGUGUGGUUAUUUUUUUUUUAGUUUUUUUUUGGUAAUUAGCAUUAAUGUUGAUUCUAGGUAGCACUGCUUUGCACCCAUUGCUUUCUAUAAACUAGAGCAAAGGUCUCAUGAAGGUAGAAAUCCAUCCUUCUCUCAGACAAGUUGUCAACAGGGAUCAGAGAUGGUGAACAUAUCUAUAUAUGAGGGAGAGGGGUGGGUGCCUGUCUGUGCAAAAUACAAAAAUGUGUGUCAACAAUGUUACAGAACACAUUUACAAACAACAGUGUGUGUUCUUAACCCCUAAAUGGACACUAUAGUCACCAGAACAACUACAGUUUAAUGUAGUUGUUCUGGUGUGUAUAGUACGUCCCUGCAAGCCUUUUAAUGUAAACACUCCCUUUUCAAAGAAAUUGUUGUGUUUACUUUCAUUUUGGCCUUUUAUCCGUUACUAUUGUAAAUUGCACCCUUAGCACAUGCAAGGCAACCAGAAGAUAGGAGGAAAAACCAUUUAAAGCUUUUUUCAAUAUGUUCCUUUUUUCUUCCUUAUUCCUAAACCUUUCUUCUUUUUCAAUCUAUUUCAACUAAAAUACAUAAAGCAAACUUGGGACUUCUCAGCCUCAUGCAUUUUUCCCUAGCUUGACCAAUCUUGACAAAAGGAACAGAGUUACCUUUGUCAAAUUGUGUCACUUAUCACAUCCAUCGCUAGUGAUGUCUGGGGACUAAUGCAUUGUCUCGCUCAUCUCAAGACAAAGCUUUGAUGGACAGAUUCAGGUAAGUAAAACUCACUUUCUCAUGGAUCCCACGGCCACCAGACACCAAGCAGUGAAGUUGCCCCAAAAAGUGACACAGACGCUUUAACCCCUUAAGGACCAAACUUCUGGAAUAAAAGGGAAUCAUGACAUGUCACACAUGUCAUGUGUCCUUAAGGGAUUAAUAGCCUGGAAGAGAUUUUGGCUGAAUUUGCACUUUUAUAGAUCAAACCUAGUGUAUCUUUGAAUAUAUCUUGAAUUAAUCAUACAUAGCAGAUAAUCAUACAUAGCAUUUCAUCGGAUUAAUUCUAAUAUAAUCCAUUUAUUGGCAUGGUAUCAGGUGGAUUAUAAUUCAGAAUCAAGAUAUUUUCCUGGAAAUAAGACAUCUUGCCUGCAGCAGAGGAGGCUGUGUGAGUCCGGACCCGAGUUGAAAUGAUAAUAAAGACUGUAUGCAGGAUAAGAGUGUUGCCAUCUUUUGCAGCUGGCUACGGGAGGAGGUUGAUGUCCAUGAAUUGUGACCAAUCAGAACAGACAGGUGCGUGCUUAAAGAAAUAUACAUGAAUACGUUUUUACAUCUAUUAAGAGAGGCAACAUUGAAAGAAUAUUAUUUAAAUUAAGAUCUAUAAAAGAGACUUUAUCAAGCAUAGAAGAGAAAAGUCCCUUUUAAAGCUGCAAAUAGUUUUGGUGAUAAAUUGUGCAAUAGUGCUAGACAAAUUGAUAGCAAAUGUAUGUCUUUACAGAUAUAAUCAAUGUUAAAAUUUGCUGUCUUUCAAUCUGGCUGUAAGAGACUGUCAGAUUGCCCUCAAACACAGCAUCUGACUCAACCUAUUUUCUGGUGUUUCUCAGGAACUUUUUAUUUUGUAUUAAUAAGUGAGAAUGUCUGUACAUCUGCCUGUUCACCCAGCAUGCUUGCAUUUUGCCUGAUAUUUUCUUUGAUCUGUCUCAAAAUAUUUUUUAUUGGACAGAUCUGUAAGGAUUUCUGUACAUCUUCCUGUUCACUCAGCUCUAAAAUCAGAUGUUGACUCAGCCGCUACGUCUCCCUUGGCUGAAAUCACAGAUGAUCUCAGCCAAUGCAAUGCUUAACAAAAGGGAAGCAUUGAAGGCUAAUGCGCAUGCAUAGCAAUCGCCACUCAGUCAGUUUCUCUUGAUAGUAAUGCACUGGCUCAGUUCAUCUCUGUGGAGAGCUUUUGGUGUCUUCAUGUAGAGCGUGAAGAAGCUGAUUUUUGGUCCUCAAAAGAUUGCAACACCACUCCAGAAACCCUUUUAGACAUCCACUAUAGGCGACCUUAGGAAACAGUGUAAACGUUUCCUCUUCUCAUUGCUGAGACAGUAGGAAAAUUACAGGCUACACGGCAAUAGCAAUACAAAACCAGAGUUUUUGUCAGAUGAGGCCUUAAAAACAUAAGUUUUGGCUUCACUGCCUUAAAGGAACUAUAUAUUCCUAACAGUAUAGUUCCCUAGUCACCAUUUAAAAACAUACAUUUUGGCUUCACUGCCUUAAAGGAUCUAUGUAUUCCUAAUACUAUAGUGCUCUAGUCACCAUCUAGGUGAGUGGGCUCACUGCUAGGGUUGAAAAGGUGAGUUUACAUACCUAUUCUCCCUCUCAGCGCUGGUUUCCGAUGAUGAUCUCAGCCAAUCUAGUCCUCUCUGAGAUCAUUUUAUUAAAAUUGUGAAAUUUUACACCUCUAUACAUUUCAAAUGUCAAGCAGUUGUGUAUUUUAACAUUAUUCAGAACCCAAAGCCAUUUUAGUAUGGUCUUGUCAAAAAGAUUGUAAAGCCUGGUAACUUAAAAAGACACUAUAGUCACCAAAACAACUACAGCUUAAUGUAGUUGUUCUGGUGACUAUAAUCAUUGCCUUCAGGCAUUUUUAUACAAACACAGCCUUUUCAGAGAAACCUACAAGUGGCCACUCCUCAGAUGGGCACUGCAGGUGCUUCCUGGCUCAAUGCUGCAUAGUAGGUAGCUCUGCCGUUCAGCGUCUCCAUGCUCUGCAUGGUGAUGCUGAAUUUUACCACAUGACAGGAGGCUUCAUAUUUUGCAUUAACUUUCUUUACUAGCUCCACAGCAGCAAAGAAAAAACAGUUGAACGAAAGAACCAAUCAGCUUUCCCAUGGGGAACACAUUGGAUUGGCUGAAAUUGGCAAGGGGGCGGUGCCAAACAUCAUUUUGGCCAAUUAGCACCUUCUCAUAGAGAUGCAUUGAAUCAAUCCAUCUCAAUGAGGAAAAUUGAAGAUUAUGCUAGUGCAUAGCGCCCCUGAAGUGCAAUAAGGGCCCUUUGGCAAGACCGGUUAAAGACAUCUCCUCGGACGAGGAACAAGACCUGCCACACUCCCUCUCCAUUCUCGAUGAAUGGCAGGCGGACGUCUCCGAAUCUGACGAAGGCGAUUGGGGCUCCAACGCCUACGUUACGGAGACCUUCCUGGGUGAGCCCCAGGGUAAGGGAGACGAGGAAACCUCCGCCUCAACCAAGCUCUCACAGGACCAAGAAGUGUUUCUGGACACCACAGGGCACAGAAUGUUCGAUCCCAGAAAUAUUCGGCACCCCCGAUCAGGGGAAUGGGCCCCGCCUGAGCAUCUCCUCAGGUUUAUGCAUUUCUGGAUCCGCAAACCCCUGGAGAAGCACGUACGCAAGCGGAUGAGAGCGGAAUUCCCAAGACCAUCGCUACCAGACAAAGUAGCCUUCACAUCCAAAUUCGAUCAGCUUAUGCUGACAUUCAUGGAGCAGGGAGGCCGGGAUCCCCGCAGGGGGAUAGAGAGGAGUCUAAAGGGGGCGCAAGACAAGCUCCUGGACACGAUGGGGCCUUUGGCCCAUGUAAUGUAUUUGGCAGACGACGCCUAUACCAGGGCGGACUCUUUCAAUGCGGACAUGAUCAGAGAAUGGGCACAUGACAUCCGUGAAUGGACCCAGAGAAGCUUCUGCUUUCUCGGGAACACCAUUGCGGCCCUACAGAGCUGCGCCGCACAGCACUGUUCCUCAUAGACCCCAAAUUAACGGAUUUAGGGGUAAAAGAAUUGGGCCCACAGGCACAGGGCAAGCUCUUCGGGGAGGCCUUCCUCAAAGAACUCAACAAGCAUGUCAACGUUUUCACCUCGCUAAACUGAGCCCGGACAUCCAUGCGGGAGGUUUUCCGGGGCAACCUCACGAGAGGUGUUUUUCCCAGUGCUGGUCGGCAGCGGGGCCGUGCCACCAGCCGAUUCUGGCCAUCGGGCCCCCGCACUGGACACCCACAACAAUUUUACCUGCAACAGGGUUAUCAAGACGCAGGAGCUCAACAGAGCUAUCCCUACUACCAGAGGGGUGCAGACAGAGGACGUGGAGGUCGCGGACGAGCCCGAGCAAGACUUCCCACAGGUAAGCAAACAACCCAGAGUUACGUCCCAACUAACCAUGUCUGCAGGCCGUGUUUCUCUUUUUUCCCAGAAUUGAGCAGAACUAUCUUCAGACGCCUCGGUACUACAGACAGUCAAAGGAUACCGCAUUGAUCUACGUUCAAAUCCGGUGCAGGCACGUCCUCCUCCACCAUUACACCUCUCAACGUCAGACGCACACCUCAUAGAAAAGGAGCUGAUCGAAUUACAGACGAAAGGCACCAUACAACCCGCCCGGGGGCAGGGAGGCUUCUUCAGCAAUAUGUUUUUGGUCCGUAAGAAAACCGGAGACUUCAGACCGGUAAUCAAUCUCAGAGCAUUGAAUGCUCAUGUAACCUACCGCCACUUCAAAAUGGAGGGCAUACAUCUACUAAGAGACCUCCUCCAGGAUAAGGACUGGUUUAUGUGUCUGGAUCUCAAGGACGCAUAUCUCUCAAUCCCAAUUCACACAGACAGCCGCCCGCUCCUCUGGUUUCUAUGGAACGGCGCCCCUUGGCAAUUCACUUGCCUGCCCUUCGGUUUGAGCUCGGCACCAUGGUGUUUUACGAAGAUGUUGAAACCAGUAGUUUCUCACCUCAGGACGCGUUGAAUUAGGUGCAUCAUUUAUCUAGACGACAUACUCUUGUUCUACAGGACAAGGGAGUUGGCGGUCCAGCAUACAAAAUAUACAGUACAACUAUUGGAAUCUCUGGGCUUCAUAGUCAACAGAGAGAAAUCCGCAAUGACACCCACAAAAAAAAAUCCAAUUCCUGGGCUUCGAGAUAGAUUCCAGGUCUUGAACCCUGCAUCUCCCGAAGACCAAGGUGACAGCCAUCAAGAAGGAAAUUCGCAGAGUACUCAAAUGCAAUUCCAUUCCGCUGCGACAACUAGCGCGGAUCGCGGGCCUUCUGUCCUCCUUGAUCCAAGCCAUAUUUCCGGGCCCCCUGCAUUACCGAGCCAUGCAACAAUUGAAGGCCCGCUUCUUGAGACAGGACCCUACGUACAAUCAACCAGUUCCGCUGACAAACGAGGUACGACAGGAACUAGACUGGUGGCUCAACUGUAUACAUGCUUGGAACGGCCGAGCCAUAUUCGGCACCCACCCGGACUUCGUGCUGGAAUCAGACGCCAGCCGAUUAGGUUGGGGCGCCACGGACAGAGAGGCAUCCACGGGAGGCACAUGGACGAACCAGGAACUCUCACUGCACAUCAACUGCCUGGAACUGCUGGCUGGAUCCUUCGCGAUACGCAGUUUGGCGAAAGGACAAUCCAACUGUUGUAUUGUUCUUCGGAUGGACAACAUAUCGGCAGUGAGAUACAUCAAUCACCUGGGUGGUACACGCUCCCAAACACUGGUGGAGCUGACAAAGGAGAUUUUCGAUUACUGCCUCCUACGCAACAGUACAUUACAAGCAGAAUACCUUCCAGGGGAAUCGAAUCGUACGGCAGAUUGGUACCCCCGACACUGGAGAGAUGUCAGCGAUUGGAAGCUAGACCCACAGAUAUUCGCCCUCCUGAACAAACGGAUGGGGCCCUUCACACUGGACCUAUUUGCCAUCACCAGGUACCACAGUUUUACAGCUGGCUUCCAGAUCCAGAAUGCCUGGCAGUCGACGCCUUCACCCAACAUUGGACCCCCACGAGGAGCUUACGCCUUUCCUCCAUUCGCCAUGAUCGCAAGGGUUCUCCACCAGGUUCGAUGACGGGGAGUGCGGAUAACGCUCCUGACACCCAACUGGCCGAGCCAACCGUGGUUCCCGGAUCUGCUAGAACUGGCGUGGCGGGAUCCGAUCUUAUUACUGAGCGAUUACAAUCUACUCAGGAACACGAUGGGGGACACACACCCGAUGCUCCUAGACCUUCGACUGUCAUUGAUAGUUUGGAAUCUUUCCGGGGAGCAUGGAGUACCGGAAACCUAUGGGCAACAACUAAGGACCUCCUAUGGGACUCCUGGGCCCCUGGAACGCGAAGGAGCUACUUAUCAGCAUGGCACUCUUGGACCGACUGGUGCAUGGGGCGGAACCUGGAUCCCUUUACGGCCCCUAUAUGCGAUAUCAUGAACUUCCUAACACAGCUGUUCGAAGAGGGAAAAUCGUAUCGCACCAUCAACAUGCCGUCUCAAGGUAGACUGGUAGGACAAGACUCCCUGAUCUGUCGAUUGCUACGGGGCAUCAAGCUGAGACGACCUCCAACACCAAAAUACCGACACCUAUGGGACGUGGACGUAGUACUCCGUUUCCUAAGGGGAUGGCCCCCUAACGAAAUGCUAUCACUAAAGCAAUUGACAGCAAAAUUCACCUUCCUGCUGUGCAUUUUCUCCUUCCGUAGGGUAUUGGAUGUUAGGGCGUUUCGACAAAGACGCAUUCUCUAUAAAUCCAGAAGGGGUUACAUUCCAUAUUUCCCGGAGGACCAAAUCGGAUUCGUCAUCGGUGUUUUACCCAUUCUUCACCUCGGAUCCCCAAUUGUGCGUGGUCAAGGCCCUACGAGCUUAUAUGACAGCCACAGAGACAUUACGUUCACCAACAACGAAACAAUUGCUGGUCUCAUAUGUCAGUCCACAUGGACCAGUGUGAGGAACCACACUAGCCAGAUGGAUCAGAUGGCUUCUUUCUCUAGCCACAGUGGACUCGUCCUUUGGUGCACAUUCCGUGCAGCGGCAUCAGCUGCCUUCUUAGCAGGCGCUUUAUUAACAGACAUCCUGCACACUGCCGACUGGUCACGCGAUUCGACGUUUUGGACAUUCUACUUUCGUCAAUCGUCCAAUGCUGCCUUCGCCCUUCUUCCUGAGUGUUAAAAUUGCAAAAUAUGAAGCCUCCUGUCAUGUGGUAAAAUUGAAGAUUAUGCUAGUGCAGUGUACUGAUAAUCUUAAUUUCAAUAAUGACAGGAGGUGAAUAUUUUCCCUCCCUUCAUCUUGAUGUUCCCACCCUAAUACGGUAAGUGGAUUUCAGGGACAUCUGGAUACGGGUUUAUAUGUCUAUAUCAUGAGAUGGUAUGGGUUUUUGUUCCUUAUGUUUCGAUCUAGUAUAGAAAAGGACUAGUUUCACAGACUAUGGAUAGGCUAGUUAACAGUCAUAUGGUCAACGCUCAUAUAAACAUGUUUGCCAUACGGUUGGUCCUGUAUCACUGAUACUAGUCUCCUUUCUCCUUUCAGCUUAACAAGAUACCGAAAAUAACGGACUCUGGUGUCAAGUUCUCGGUUGCCUGAGGAAGUUUGGCUACGCCAUUAAAGUUUCCAAGUUGGAUUCAGUAUUUCAAGUUGAUGCAAGAUUUGUUAUCAUAAUAUAGACUUGUGAUGUUGCAACUAGUCAAGAGGAAUGACUAGGCUAGAACUUAUAUACUCUCUGACUCAUGCUGAUUGGUUCUUUCGUUCAACUGUUUUUUCUUUGCUGCUGUGGAGCUAGUAAAGAAAGUUAAUGCAAAAUAUUCGCCUCCUGUCAUUAUUAAAAUUAAGAUUAUCAGUACACUGCACUAGCAUAAUCUUCAAUUUUCCUCAUUGAGAUGGAUUGAUUCAAUGCAUCUCUAUGAGAAGGUGCUAAUUGGCCAAAAUGAUGUUUGGCACCGCCCCCUUGCCAAUUUCAGCCAAUCCAAUGUGUUCCCAAUGGGAAAGCAUUGGAUUGACUAAAAAUUGACAAUUCUGAUGAUGUCACCAAUGGGUGGGACUAGCGCCAGCCGACCCGCGCGGCGCUGGAAAUAAGGUGAGUUUUAAUUGCUUUUAAGGGGGCUAAGGGGUGGCAAACCUCUUAAAUGGUGGGUUAAACACUAUAAGGUCAGGAAUACGUGUUUGUGUUCCUGACCCUAUAGUGUUCCUUAAAUUGAAAAUGUCAAUACAACAAACAUAAAUGAGAUUUAAACAAGGACCAAAACAAGUUUAAGCUUAAUAAGGGUGGGUUUGGUGUAUCGAUCAUACCCCCUGCAGUCUCACUGCUCAAUUCUCUGCCAUUUAGGAGUUGAACCACUUUGUUUAUUCAGCUAUAGCCACAUCUCCCCUGGCUGAGAUGCACACAACUUUAGCUACAUACUUCCUAAAAAAGAAUCAUAGGUUUUUAGCUUCCCUUUUUGCACAGUAUAUUUGAUUUAGAAUUUUGUAUCUCCUGCUCUGUUAAUAGCCUGCAACAGCCUCCUGUGUGUGAUUAAAGUUCAAUUAACAGUGCAUAAAAACUUCCUUCCUGUUUGAAAAUGAAAACUUUUUUUUUAUGGAGGCAGUGUGAGUCACAGCCAUGAGAGGUAUGGUUAAGGUGCAUAAACAAAGUGAUCUAACCCCUAAAUGGCAGAUAAUUGUGCAGUGAAAUUGCAGGGGCAAGAUCUAUACACCAAUAUUGCUUCAUUAAACUAAAGUUGUUUAUGUGCUUAUAUUGUCUCUUUACAAUUACAGGUCUCUUUGUUGCACAGGAAAUAAUAUCUUGACUAAAAAAACUCCAAGCUAGGGUCACCCACUCUAAAACUAAUGUUUUAGACAUUGAGCCUAAAAGGAUCUCCCACAUUAACAUCAAUGUUUUUGCAUCUGCACCAAAAAGCCUUAGCCUGUUUGUAUAAAUAAACUUGUUGACUUCAGAAAAACCAAGUGCAUCUAUCUGAAGAUCCACAUAUUUCUAUUCCUGAUCAUUCGGUUAGCAAAUGUACAGCCAAAAUAAACUUUACCUUUUCCAUUCAUUUUUGUAUGUCCACACAAAAACAAGGACACUGUGUUAAGUAAAGAUGAUGAUGUAAAUUAAUGACUUGGACCCCAGCACUUUGGUUAUAUUCCGGAACCACUGUAGUCAACUCUGGAUCAUGCUGCAUGUUGUGUGCCAGACCCUGUUAAUUUCCUGUUUUUCAUCCCGGAAUGUAAAGGGAAACGAAAGUAGUUCAAGACCAUGGAAGUAGGUCAACUGGUGAUGCUUAAAGAUGGUGGGUUGCUGCUCUGACUUGUUGGGCUCUGCACACUUAACCCCAUGAGAUGCCAUGCCCUAUUCAAAACCAGCUGCAUCUUUAGUCAUCAACAAAGGGCAAUAUAAUUAUAUAUAUAUAUAUUUAUUUUUCUAACACACAUUUAUAAAUAGUCCUUACAAUGUCAUUUGUAAUUCUUUUUUAAGCAAAAAUGUUUUUGUCACAACUCUUUUUUUUCUAAUUAAUUGGUUUAUUCACUAAACUAGAAAUUGUAGAGAAUUUAUAAAGGAAUUGCAAGUUAUAAAGGAGCUUUAGUAUGUUAUUACAAUGCAGUCGUUCUUAUACUGAAUAAUGUAAUGGUUUUUUUUUCCACUUAUACUACUCAUAAAACACCAAAUCCGUCAGCUGGUACUUAUUCCCACACUUAUUUACAUUUUUAAUUAUCUCACCAAAUAUAUCACUACAAACCUGUAGGAUAAAAGAUAAUGACAGUGGAAGAAUUGACAGAGGUUAUUGGAUCCUUGCAAACGUAAAAUAUUUUGGAUGAGAAAAAGAUAAUUACCUACAGAAGGUUAUAUAUAUAUGCUAAAAUGUCCCUUAAAUAUGGACAUUGAAAUAAAUAAAUCUCCACUUUUGAGGAGAUUAUAAAGAUUGAUGAGCUGUUUGCUAUCACGUGUUCACAUAGAGGUCAUCUCAUCAGGCUUCUCCUCAGAACAUCUUUCUUAUUUGACUUGGUGGGGACAUCCAGGGUAGCCCAAAUAAUUCAUCUAAACUAAGUUGCUGUGGUGCAUAGAGGUCCUGGGUGUCAUCUUACCUUAACAGUUUAAACUGUUUAAAUAUAAUUUAAUCCUAAAGUGGUCUAGAUUACAUCUCUUCCUCAAUCUGAGUUCCUGGUUUCAAUGAGGAAAACUCAGACUUUGCACCAGUAAUAGAAUGACUGUGUUAACCCUGUCAAUCUCCAGGGUUCUAGGCAGGGGCCCGAAUCUAUUUGAUUGAAAUUAAUUUGUGUCUGGACAAGUAGAGUUGGCAAAUUUACAAACCCCUUUGAGCCUGGAAAGCCCUGUUUUUUUUCCCUCCAAACUCUCAAAAGCAGUUUGAAGAAGACUGGAGUGACUACUGACAAUUUUUCCUUGCACCGUUACACUACAGGAAGCUGUAGUGAUUAUGGCACUUUAAGUUAUUUUCUUUCCGUAAUCUUGUUUUUUUCUCUCUUUUCUUCUGAUUUUCUUUCUCUUUUUUUCUAGUUUCCUAUAUUGGAUGCCUUUAAUACUGUCUAUUGUUUCAUUAAAAUGGUUAUAUAUUUUGCCCAAUAUUGUUCCGCAUUGCCAACCCUCUUGUUUUCAUAUCCUUUCUACCCAUUCCUUUAAAAAAUAUUUGUGGUUUAUAUUUCAAUUUCAGACAAAAUGAACGUUAGAAUUGAGAGACAUGGGACAAUUCUGACAAUCGGUAUCAACAGGCCCGAAGCCAGAAAUGCAGUUAACCCUCAGACAGCUGCUCAGCUUGUUCAUGCCUUUAAUGAAUUUGAGAAGGAUACAUCCUUAACUGCUGCUAUACUUCACGGAAUAGGUAAGUAAUCACUUACAUCAAGGCUUGACAAAUCCCAGGUGCCAGGUGGCCAUGGUAACUAGCAAUUUUAACCUGGGGCCUGGGUAUUUGUCAGCCCAUUCCCUCUGAGGUGGGCGGCCGGCUGGGGGAGAAGAAGGUGGGCGGCAGUCUGGGGAAGAGUGGAGGCAGGAUGCUGUAAGGAAUGGAGUCAGCGAGGGGACUGUACUCUUCUUGCUCUGUUCCCUCGCGUGCCCUGCAGUGAUCCCAGGAGCUGGAAUAUGAUGUCACUCUGGCAUCACUAAAGGGUAUGCAAAGGAGAAGAGCAGGAAAAUGACAGCAGCCCCAACUGAUCCUAGGAACAGGAUCCCCACUGGACCCCAAGGAAAGCCAAUCCACUCCAGCUCUCCCAAAGAUAGGGCGGGUGGACUUAAAUUUAAUUAAAACAAUUAAUAAUUUGUGAGUGUAUAAAAGAAUGUGUGUGUCUAGCAAUGACUGUGUGUGCGUCUGUGCAGCACUGAGGCAGGAAGCACUUUAGUGGUCAUCUGAGUGACUGCCACUAGAGGUGUUACUAGGCAGCAAACUAAACACUGCAUUUUCUUUGAAAAGGCAGUAUUUACAGGCAGUAGACACCAGAACCACUACAUUUUGCUAGUGUGGUUCUGGCGACUAUAGUGUUCCUUUUCAAAAUUUUAUUUUUGUCACUGAAAAUAAAGCUCUAUUAGUUUUUAAAAAAAACAAAACUCUGCACCCACAGAGAAAUAUGCACUUUUGUGCCGGGUUUGUAGUUACAUCUCUGGCACACAUGACUUAGGCAACCUCUCUCCAUUUACAGUUAUUUUUUUUGUUUUUUUACUUAAAUCCCUUUCCUACCUUGACCACCCUCCAAUAGUGCAGGCUAAAUUCAGAAACUGUUUUAACUAUAAAGAGUAACCCUUUUAGCAACAAAAACAUCUGAUAGUGUAUUCACACCUAAAAUAAACUUUAAAACACUUUUCUGACAAUUACUCAGUUUCUGAAGUAGUUCUAAGUGUUAGGACAUGAGGAAAACAGGCACCACAAUAUAGCACAGUCCACCUGUUUAAAGGUCUGCCCAUCUUUCUGUCUGCCACGAGGACCCACUGGUGGAGUUUUAUUUCCUUUCCCUAAAACCUGGUUCAGUUUCAAAACAAGCCACAAAGUCACAUACAACCCACAUUGUUCUCUAUAUAGGCAAAAUUUGAGUGCAUACAGGAUAAUGUAUAUGUGAGAGGAUUAUCCAAUAUGUGAGGAAAGUAUCAAUGGUACACAUUAAAAAAUGCUAUUUAUAUAUAACACUCUUUUUCUUAUUUGUAAUGCUUGGUAAUGAAAUGGUUCAAGCCAGUAAAAUGGUCUGUGAAUUUAGGAUUGCAACCAUCUUGAAAGCUGUUGCCCCAUGGCUUCUUAAUAGCACAGGAUUACUUUAAAUGUUUGCAUCUCGCUAUAUUAUUGACAAAAUGCCUCAACAGCUUCAGAUAAAAAGAACAUGGUGGUGUUUAUUUUCAAUGUGUAAAGAAAAUUCUUCUUUUUGAAGCGAUAGUGCCAGGAAUAUACCUUUAAUAUCCCUUUAAACGUGAAGAAGUGAAACAAAUAAUUUUCUAUAAGAAGUAUUAGUAAAUGCUCACAAGGUAGCAUCCUUCCAGAGUGGGGAAUUCACCUAUAUUUCACCACCCCUGAUCUCCCUUCAGUAUCUUUGACAGCUUUGUUCACUUAAAUCUUCAGCUGUUAAACUAAGAGUUCUAAGUUGAUCUAGCUAUUGAACCCUUAGCCAUUAUGGCUUGAUAGAUCAAUGAACACUUCUCUGUCUGUAACUUAAGUAAUUAUAGUCGUACUGUAUGGUCAGACCAUAAUGCCAUUUCAUUAGAGCUAAAACAAAACAUAUCUGAAGGAAAAAUAACUAAUUGCUGCAUGAACAACCUUAUUUUAAAUGACAACAAAGAAAUAAAACAAAUUAAAGAGAAAAUUAAGGAAUAUUUCCUGCACAAUAAUAACAAGGAAGUAUCAGCGCCUAUAGUAUGGUGUGCCUUUAAGUCUGUAAUAAGGGGUCACCUAAUAAAAAUAGGAAUGCAAAUUAAAAAGAAAAACCCAACAUAUCUUCCAGAUCUAUACAUAUUUCUAUAAGAAACUAGCAGAAAGAAUAAGGAAUCUCCCACAAUCAUUUUGACCCAGAUGAUAUAAAGUAUGCAUAUAAAUAAAAUAAUAACAGAAGAUGGCCCUCAAAUAUCUCCCCAAAAAAUAGGAGAGGCAUUUAAUACCUAUUAUCAAAAAUGAUAUACCAGUCCAGAUUUAAAUAAUGAUAUUAUUGAACCACGUAAACCUAAUGAGAUGAAAACUAUUACAAAAGAACAACUUAAAGAAUUAAAGGGGUCACCUAAUAAAAAUAGGAAUGCAAAUUAAAAAGAAAAACCCAACAUAUCUUCCAGAUCUAUACAUAUUUCUAUAAGAAACUAGCAGAAAGAAUAAGGAAUCUCCCACAAUCAUUUUGACCCAGAUGAUAUAAAGUAUGCAUAUAAAUAAAAUAAUAACAGAAGAUGGCCCUCAAAUAUCUCCCCAAAAAAUAGGAGAGGCAUUUAAUACCUAUUAUCAAAAAUGAUAUACUAGUCCAGAUUUAAAUAAUGAUAUUAUUGAACCACGUAAACCUAAUGAGAUGAAAACUAUUACAAAAGAACAACUUAAAGAAUUAAACAUACCUUUUACAGUAAGACAAAUAUAGAUUUAUUCAAAAAAGACAAAGCGCCUGGCCCAGACCAGUUCCCAAAUAUAUUCUAUAAGAUAUUUAAGAAUGAAAUAUUGGAAGAGUUGACUAAUACAUUUAAUGAGAUGGUAAAACAAAAAACUAUGCCGGAAGAGAUGCUAUAUGCAAAUAUUGUCCCUAUUUUGAAACCUGAAAAAGCCCUGGAACCAAUAUCAAACUAUAAACCAAUCUCGCAGGUAAAUUCGAAUACACAAAUAUAUGCACCAAUAUUAGCCAAUAGAAUACAAAAGAUAACGAUGAACUUGAUCCAUUUAGACCAGACAGGAUUCAUAAAAGGAAGAUUCUCUGUAAAUAACAUAAGAACAUUGAUGGAUAUCUUAGACAAUGUCGACAGAUCAGGAGCUCCAUUUGUGGCCCUAUCAAUAGAUGCUAAAAAAGCAUUUGAUAUGGUCAGAUGGGGCUACCUGAAGUCAAUAUGUAAAGAACGAGGACUGACCGUUUGGAUUUAUGAUGUAAUAUGGACAUUAUAUGCAGGCCCUAAAGCAAGAACGAUGGGGGGGAUAUCUUCAGAUUGGUUCAGGAUGACUAACGGUACUAGACAGGGGUGUCCCCCGUCCCCAUUAUUAUAUGUAUUGUCCAUUGAGUCUCUAGCAGAUGAUAUUAGAAAUAAUACAAAAAUUAAAGGGUUCGUAAGUAAUAAGAGAGAAUAUAAGAUCUCACUCUUUGCGGAUGAUGUCCUUAUAACACUGGAAGAUCCGCUGUCUUCACUGAAAGAAUUAAUGAUAAGUAUAGUUGAAUAUAGUAAACAAUCUAACUAUAAAUUAAAUAUAGACAUUGAUUAUAGAUAAAAAUCUAAGCUCAGGCAUUAAAAAAACAAUACGUUUUUUUCAAAAAUAAUGAGAUUCAAUAGCUGGCUAGAAACCCUAGGAAAAUAAUGGAGAAUAAUGUACUGUCCUUAAUUAAACAAAUUAAUAAACAACUUAAUAUUAUCAAGAAUUCUUAUCUUGGUUAGGAAGAGUAAAUAUAAUUAAAGCCUAUGUUUUUCCAAAAUGACUAUAUAUCUUCCGAAUGAAACCUUUUAAAAUACCAAAACCUUGGUUAACAAUGAUCUAUUCGUACUUUAAUAAAUUUAUUUGAAAAAAAAAUUUUUAGAAUAAAUUUAAAAACAUUAUCUUUAAGAUUUAAAAACUGGGGACUGGGCUUCCCAAAUAUAUUCCAAUUAAAUGAGGCAUGCAGAAUUUCUCAUAUAAUAAAUAACUUAAGACAGGAGGCAAUAGAGGAACCAUGGUACCAAAUAGAAAUAGCAAGUAUAGGAAACAAUGAUAUUAAAAAAAAAAUCUGGAAUUUAAAUAAAAAACAAGUAAAAUCGAUGAUAAAAUCUUCAAUAAUAAUGGAAGAUAUGUACCCAAUAUGGGAUAGCAUAAAAGAUAAGUUGGAUAUUCAAGGAAAAUUUAUGGAUGAACGUCCAAAUGAAGCUAUAGAGAUAAACAUGGAGAAUCUAGACAUGAGGAAGUGGAAAGAAAAGGGGAUGAAACAAAAAGGGGAGCUUAUAAAAAACAAUGAUAUGUUAUUAUUUGAACAACUUAAAAAAGAUUGGAAGUUAUCACCAUGAAAUAAAAAGAAAAAGUUUUCUAUCAAAACAUAGGAAAACCAAUCCAACAGAAAAAGAAAAAAAGAGCUAUACAACGAUAACUAAAACAAUGCAUUUAAUUUCUCUAUAUACCAAACAUAUUGAAAUUCUGGCUGUAAAAUCGUGGAAUAAAGAUCUACAGUUAGAAAUAGGAAAUAGAGAAUGGUCUAAAAUGCUAACUCAAACAAGCAAAGCCAUUCAUUGCCUAAACUAAAUAGAGGUACAAUACAAGUUGGCUAAUAGGUGGUACUAUGAUCCCCUAAAACUAUCUAAAAUAUAUUCAUCUAGAUCAUCUGAGUGUUGGAGGUGUGGUAAAAUGAUAUACAUAUAUGGUGGUCAAGCUCUGAAAUACGCAAGGUUUUGCAGAUAAUUUUUAAAUGGAUAGAGAAGUGGACAUCAAAGAAAUUAGAGUACUCUUACGCACCCGCAUUUCUACAUAUAGGAUGUCAAAAAAUGGAAAAAGACAAGCGAGAUCUAAUAAUCCAUACUCUAUUAGCAGCAAAAUUACAUAAAGCAAAAAUUGGAAAUCCAAUCAUCCACCAAAAAUAGUAGUGAUAAAACUCCAAAUUAUAAACCAGUGCCAAAUGGAACAGUGGAUAAAUGAACAUUUUAAUUUAAGCAAUGAUACAAGUUGGGAAGAAUGGAUAAAAAAGAUCAAAAAAGAGUAAUAAUAGAAAGGAAAUAGAAAAGAAAAAGAGAUAAUAGAAAUAGGAGGACAAAUUAUAUGUAAAAUAUUGAUGAUAUAGGCAAAUACGUUACUAGAAUGCAUGCUAUAGGGGGAAAAAUCAUAAGAAAUAAAUAUUUAUAUAGUUGUGUUGUGUUAUGUUCCGAUAAACUUACUAUAUGAUUAAGGAGAGAUAUAUCCCGGAUAUUGAAAUUUGGGAAAAAGAUAUAGAUAUAUAAAAGGGAAAAGAAAAAAGAUGAAAAGAUAACUUUAAAGAAAAUGUAAGGUACCACAUUGUAUCAGCACUAGUCAAUAUGAUCUGUACAGUCUGUAGGAUAAAGGAAUAUAUAGAUUUUUUUUGUUAUUUGUUAUGUUGAGCAGUCAUUGGUUCAAGAUAGAAUGGGUUGAUAUUUACUUAAUACGAGCACCAUUCUGGGACUCUCUAUGUCUAUGACGUAAUAUAGUUAUGAUAAUAUUUAGUCAGGAAGACAGAAGAAUAAUUGUACAUAAUUACAAUUAUUUUUUCACUAUUAUAUUUAUUAUCAUUAUUAUUAUUUCUUUUUUUUAUAAAUUUUCUAUUUACAUUGCUAUUAGCCAUGAUGCUCUGCCUUUCCUCGAUCUCAGACUGUAUUGUGAUAUGUGAGAAGCUUUGUUUCUGCCUAAGCAUGGUUCUGACUAUAUGCUCAUCGCAAACCACCAGCCAGAAGAACUCUGUGCGUUCCAACAUGAAAGGCACGCUAUUAAUGACGACGUCAUAGACACACACAUAAGUGGAUACUCACCAUGCAACACACACCGGUCCAGCUGCCGAGUAUUAUUCCUCAAGUGCACUGGUAUAUAAGAAGACUCUCCUGGAACAUCCACAUUGAUCCCUGAGGAAGUCCCAACGAAACGCGUAGGACUUUUGUAUACUUUUUUUUAAUGUUUUAUUUCAUUUGUAUAUUUUAUUGAUUAUCUGCCACCCUGCAUGUGUAUUUCUGGAGCUUCCUGCUAGCCUUUGAAGUCUGGUCACCACGCUGGUUGUGGAGAUAUGCUUCAUUUUAUCUGCUAUCCUGUAAGUGCAAUGUUGUGCAAUAAAUUUGUUUAAUUUUAAUGCCAUCUGCACUAUAUUAUUCUUCUUUCUGUUACGCUGAGCCAUCGAGAAGAUCUUGCCUGAAGAUAAUCCAUCUACUUUCCUGACCCUAUUUAUGGGAGAAAUGCUUGAAUAUACAUCCAUCUAGUGAGUUCUCUACCACCCUCAACCCGAUAUUUAUAUUUAACAUACUACACUAUAUAUAUUUUUUACUUAUUUUACAGAAUACGUUGUAUUGUUUUCUCAGGUUGUAUAAUAUUUUUAAUAUUCACCUAUUUGGUAUUUGGUACAUAUAUUUCUUAUAUAUUUAUUUUAUUUAGUACCCUUUUUUCUUUUUGUCUUUACUUAACUUUGAGUGUUUUAAUAGGGAACAAUUUUCCUUAAAGUGUCUGUUUGUGUUUUGGGAGCAUAUAUUGAACCAUUCUUGUGUACAGGAAGACAGAAGCACUCAAUGAUAUAUGAUUACAUCAAAUUGGACUCCAUGGAUGGAUAGAUAUCCCAAUUAAUAGCCUCAAAAACGCUCAGGAAGUAAUCAAAUAUCUCCCUUAAUUAGCCUUUCCUACUAUGUUUGUUUUCCAGUUAUAAAACUAAUCUUAUUGGGAAUGUCUUGUUCUUUUAACAUAUUCAUCCUCCCCUUGCAGUAUCUUCGCUCAGGGGCCAUGCGUCAGUGUACCUGACUCCUGCAAAAUGUUGAUGAACGCCGACUGCUGCGGAUCCACGCCAAAUUAUAGCCCCUCGUCUGCCCUCGGUGAUGACGACGUUGGCGUGCAUGUGACGUCAUGCGGGAGACUCGCGCGCACGUUCUGGAGUCAAAGGCCGAUUUCGGCCAAUCAGAUUUGUAAAGGGCUUAAUUAAACGCAUUUAUACUUCUCCUCAUUGCCCUGUCGUGGUUUCCCUUAGUGGUUGUCUGACCUGUGUCCGCGACCUCGGCAAGUAUUCUGACUAUUCUUUGGUACGUUAAGCCCAGCCAUUCUAAGGCCCGGUAAGACGUUACCUUUUAGUCCUAGGUGUGAUACAGUUCUACAUGUUGGAUCAAUUAUUAAUCAUGACAGUUCUAUACUUGAUAUGUUUUAUACUCUUAUUUCCCAUUAUUCUGACAUUUUGCAGGUUUUAUAAUAAUUACCAUGGACAAAGAUUUUGUAUUUGUUUUAUGUGUCUUCUAUGUAAUGUAUUUAUAAAAAAAUUGGAAGCAUGUCAAUAAAGAAUACAAAAAGUAAAAAAAAAAAUUAUAGUCGUACUGUAUAAUUUCAUUUAAAUGUAGCUGUAAAAUAUCAUACAGCCUUUAGGUGGCACCAAAAUCCGUUUUAUUCUAGCCUUUAUGUUUACAAGCACCACUUGAAAAAUUAUAAAAUAGUUUUGCAUACAAACAAUAGGUUAGUAAAUAUUAUUUUAAUUAUUUCUAAUUAUAAAUAAAACUAAUUGUGUGAUCUGUAUUUCAUUACCAAUUGAAAAGUAUUCACAACUAUGUAAAUAUUUAUUAAUAUACAUUUGUGUUGUCACGUUAUUGACAAUAAACAGUUAAACAGAAAUAUUUUUUGAAAUACUUUAAUGCAAAUUCUAUACACAGUAUCUAACCAUUUCAUCUCACUGAAGUGGUAAUGUUGCCUGGAGUCUCUUGAUGUAAUUUCACUGUUCAGUGUGGAAUAAUUUUUUUAAAUUCUCCAGGGAACUAAAGGCACCAGAAUCACAUUAAUGAAAGCAAAUGUUUUGAUGCUGGGAAUAUUCCUUUAAAUCUUAUUUAAAGGGACAAUGUAGGCACCCAGACCACUUCAGCUAAUUGAAGUGGUCUGGUUGCUAUGUCCCUUUUGCACUUAGUUCUAGAUAACUGUAAUGUUAUCUUUGCCUUAUAAAUAAUGUUUUAUUUUUUUAUUAGAACAAAGACCUUAAUAUUUUUAGAUAAGCUAAUUAUAUGAUUUCAUACUUUUUAGUAAAAUGGAAAAAAUAUUUAUUAUUUAGAAAAAUAUUUUAAUAUAUUAUUUUAUAUUUGUUGAUAUUUCAAUAUUUUGAAGAAAUAAUUUUUAAAAAUGUAUCCAAAAAUGUUAAAUCAUUUGAAAAUCUUAAAUCAAGGCCUAAUUUAGCAAUAUUUAUCUCAUGAAAUGGCUCUCAAUGAUUAUUCUAAUGUGCAGUAUCCAAAGCUUCUGAUAACAGUACAUGUUGGAUGCUGUCCAGGAAGUAGGAGGGUCUGGGAGGGAGGGUCUGCCGGAGAUUGGCCGGGAUGUUUCAGCUGACCGGAGUUCGCCGCGAACCGUUCACGAGAAGUUCGCGGACGGUUCGCGACAUCUCUACUGACGACAUGUAACAUAUGCACAGAAUCGACAUUAAGCAGCCCAGAACAGAGUUCCAGGCUACCUAAGUCGUAAGUGCCAGUGGUGUAGCAAGCUUCCGGGACACAAUUGCAAAUAGCUCAGUAUUUACACUGCACAUCCAGACUCUUAUCACAUUGGCCAAUUCAAAAAGCACAAGUGUUCAUGAUGGUUGGAGUAGUCCAAAAUCCUAACUCAUAAUUUUGCUUGACCCUUUAACCACAACCAUCUUAAAGGGACACUCUAAGCACUCAAAACCACUUCACCUUAAUUAGUGUUUUGUUGCAAUAAAAUCUCUACCUAUAUUGGGGCAGUAUUUGGUCAUAAACACACUUCUAGUGGCUGUCAGACUGAUAACCACUAGAAGUACAUUGUUAUUGGAGACUUUCAGUUAUUCAAAAUGCUGUGAAUGCUUCUCAUACUGAAUCAAUAGAUUCAGUGCUUCUCUAUGAGAAGCAUCUAAUCGCCUGAGCACAAUAAGACAAUGUAUUGAACAGAUGAUCUCCUUUUAAAAAACAAACAGUUCCAUAUACAGUAUCUCAUAAAAGUGAGUACACCCCUCACAUUUUUGUAAAUAUUUUAUUAUAUCUUUUCAUGUGACAACACUGAAGAAAUGACACUCUGCUACCAUGUAAAGUAGUAAGUGUACAGCCUUUAUAACAGUGUAAAUUUGUUUUCAAAAUAACUCAACAUACAGCCAUUAAUGUCUAAACCGUUGGCAACAAAAGUGAGUGCACCCCUAAGUGGAAAUGUACAAAUUGGUCACAAUUAGCCAUUUUCCCUCCCUGGUGUCAUGUGACUUGUUAGUGUUACAAGGUCUCAGGUGGGGAGCAGAUGUGUUAAAUUUGGUGUUAUCGUUCUCACACUCUCUCAUACUGGUCACUGGAAGUUCCUCGUGGCAAGGAACUCUCUGAGGAUCUGAAAAAAAGAAUUGUUGCUCUACAUAAAGAUGGCUUAGGCUAUAAGAAGAUUGCUAAGACCCUAAAACUGAGCUGCAGCAUGGUGGGACAGGUUCCGCUCAGAACAGGCCUCGCCAUGGCCAACCAAAGAAGUUGAGUGCACGUGCUCAGCAUCAUAUCCAGAGGUCGUCUUUGGGAAAUAGACGUAUGAGUGCUGCCAGCAUUGCUGCAGAGGUUGAAGGGGUGGGAGAUCAGCCUGUCAGUGCAAAGACCAUACGCCGCAGACUGCAUCAAAUUGGUCUGCAUUGCCGUCGUCCCAGAAGGAAGCCUCUUCUAAAGAUGAUGCACAAGAAAGCCCCCAAACAGUUUGCUGAAGACAAGUCUCCUGCAAAUAUUAAAUAAUUGACUGGAUAUAAAAAAAGUUAAAACAGUCCGAAUAUUGUGGAAAAAAUAUACUAGAGUGCAAGAACUAAAAAAUAACAAUAAAAACAUAUUUAACAGCACUUAAAUUUGUUUUUUAUUUCUUGCAAGAAGCUGUACCUAAAAGUCAGAGGUCAACUUUAACUUUCUGAACAUCCUUUUUAAAAUGUUUUUUUUUUUUUUUUUAAAAGACAGAGUUGUUUUAAAAUGGAUUUGCCGUCAGACUGUAAUGCUAUCCAAAAUACACUAAUCCCAGUAGUACUUUUGACGUUUAGGCUGAGAGGCCAGGUGUAAGUUUCCAUGUUCCCCAUUCCUUCAUUCCACACACAUAUACUGGCUCCUUUUUUAAGUAUUUGCAAAGAAAAUAUGACUUGCACCUUUUGUUACAUAAUCAGGAUGUCAGAACUGCGGGUUAGGAAGCUAUUAACUUUUAACUUUUCUGAAGAUCUUGUUUUUUCUUUCACAUGCUACAUUUUGUAUCUGUGGAAAAAAAAAUCUUCCAUAAUUGGGCUCUGACUGUGUGAAAGACCCGCUUAUUAUAAGUUUAAAUGUAGUGACAUCAUUGAUGAAAUCAUGUUUAACCCAUUCACGCUCAUUAACCCUACAGUGUAAAAUGUAAUGUUCUUGUUUUUAGUAUUCCUCUAAAAAGCUUUUGCGUUCCUAAUAAUGGUGGGAUUUAUGUUUGUUUUGUUCAUUAUUAUUAUUUUUUUGCUGAACAAUGUUGCUGAUUACUUUUAUUCCAGUACAGCCCCCAUCAAAAGUAUGUGGCUUUCAGUAAAUUAAUUUUACUUGUUCAUUCACAACUACUGUAGCCAUAUUCCCCCAAUACUGUAUGUAACCAGUGACGUACACACAACCCAUGGGGCCCCGGUGCGAAAACUGAUCCACAACAAAUGGCGGCGGGCACCUUGUCGCAGGGCUGCGACCCUACGACCGCGGUAUGUACACCAGUGCAUGCAGAUACACAUACACUUAAAGGACCACUACAGACACCCAGAUCAGAUCAGCUCUGCUAUGUUUCACUGAGGGUUAAUCCAGCCUCUAGUGGCUGUCUCAUUGACAGCCGCUAGAGGAGCUUCCGCGAUUCUCACUGUGAAAAUCACAGUGAGAAGAUGCUGAAUGUCCAUAGGAAAAAAUUGAGUAAUGCUUUCCUAUGGGCGGUUUGAAUGCGCGCGCUGCUCUUAUCGCGCAUGCGCAUUCGGAGCUGAGAUGCAGAUUGAGGCGGAGAGAUCCCAAGCGCCAAGGGAGUCCGGCGCUGGAGAAAGGUAAGUGCUGAAGACACACACACUCUCACGAACAGACGCAUACACACUAGCUAACAGACACACACACACUCACGAACAGACGCAUACACACUAGCUAACAGACACACACACACUCUCACGAACAGACGCAUACACACUAGCUAACAGACACACAUUUACUGACAGACAUACAUACACACUCAACUGACAGACAGACACAUACACACUCACUUACAAAACACACACUUACUAACAGACACCAAACAGACUCACUAACAGACUCACACAAACACACUCAGUAACAUACACACACUGACACUAACACACCGCGGUAUGUACACCAGUGCAUGCAGAUACACAUACACUUAAAGGACCACUACAGACACCCAGAUCAGAUCAGCUCUGCUAUGUUUCACUGAGGGUUAAUCCAGCCUCUAGUGGCUGUCUCAUUGACAGCCGCUAGAGGAGCUUCCGCGAUUCUCACUGUGAAAAUCACAGUGAGAAGAUGCUGAACGUCCAUAGGAAAACAUUGAGUAAUGCUUUCCUAUGGGCGGUUUGAAUGCGCGCGCUGCUCUUAUCGCGCAUGCGCAUUCGGAGCUGAGCGGCAGAUUGAGGCGGAGAGAUCCCUAGCGCCAAGGGAGUCCGGCGCUGGAGAAAGGUAAGUGCUGAAGACACACACACUCUCACGAACAGACGCAUACACACUAGCUAACUUACACACACACACUCUCACGAACAGAUGUAUACACACUAGCUAACAGACACACAUUUACUGACAGACACACACUCAGUGACAGACAUACAUACACACUCAACUGACAGACAGACACAUACACACUCACUUACAAAACACACACUUACUAACAGACACCAAACAGACUCACUAACAGACUCACACAAACACACUCAGUAACACACACACACUGACACUAACACACACACACUCUAACACACACACACACUCUAACACAGACACACACGUUUUUUUUAAAAUGUAAUCCCCCAGCCUCCAUACCUUUGGGAGUGCAGAGGGGAUUCCCUUGGGUCCAGUGGUGUUGCUGGGCGGCCGGUCACCGGGCAGGCUGGCGGGCUCGCGAGGGUGCAUUCUUCCUAUUCAGCUCCCUCGCGCGCCACGUACUGAUGCCGGAGCCAGAAGAUGACGCCAUAGUCCCGCUCCGGCAUCAGUGCGGUGCGUGAGGGAGCUGAAGAGGGAACACUAAGGGGAGAGUGCUCCCACGCGCGCCAGCCUGUCCGCUGGGUGACACCAGGGCCAGCCUCGGGGGGACCCUGAGGUGGCCAGCUCCUGGGCCCCCCAUGAGAAGAGGCUGGGUACAUACCGGGCCCCUGGUGGGCCGGACCGGGCCUGGUCGCAACCGCGACCCCUGCUACCCGGUAUGUACGCCACUGUAUGUAACCAUACCGAACAGCUAUCUCGGACUUGCCUUCUUAUGAAUUUUAUUAAUUGUUGCAAGUGUAUGAUGAAUUGGUAUGGAGUUUUGAAAAAAAAAAAAUCAUAUUUCAGGUAGUACAAAUAAUACAUGUAUAUAAAAUGAAAUGUGAAGUAUUCUUUAAAUUUUAUCUUUUUUACAUCUAGUAAAAUUACUCUAGUGCUUCCAUUAACUGUACAUAAGCAACUGAAUUCUAUUUGUAAUUACAUUUUCCGAAUGCAAAGACUCUUGGAGUAUAGGGAAUAGAAACAUAAUGGCUUUUUCUUGGUCUGAACCCUUACUAUUUGAUACAGGUUUUCCACAGCAUUAUAGUGGUACUGCAUUAGAACCAUCUUUCUAGGCAAAUUACAAGUGCCCAUAAUCUCCCAUAGAUCCUUGUUUUGAACUGUCAUGGAAGUGUAAGAGUACAGUAGUGGCAUGGCUACUGGUAGAUUAAGCUGCAAAUAGCCAAAGAACAGCAUCGAGAAGAAAAUGAUGCCAAACAAAUAAAUGCUCAGAUAACUGUAUCUACCUUGGGGAGACUGUGUAAACUGUCCAAAGUGCUCACAACUUCUCAAAGCUGUGGAAAUUUGGACAGAUGAGGAAUAUUUCCUCAUCACCUAGGCGGCAGAAAGGGAGGGCAUUGAGUCCAGGAGGACUCUGUUAUUUGUCAAAUAAAUUGAUAACCGUUUGACAAAAUGGAGAGACAGUAGUCAGAGGUUCCACAGCCCUUUAUUAAUAUAAUAAGAUGUUUAGACUAGAGUUGCUCUUUAGAACUUUAGAAAAGAUAAGAAUUAUGAUUAUCACGUCUUGUCAUUGAGACAAGGAAAUAUUUGCAAAUCCCAUGGAAUGAAUGCAGGAAACAUUGGGUUACUGGUUUGGCAUUAAGAAAAAGGAAAAUUGGUUCUUGACAUGAAAUAUGAUUUCUAACUUGAAUUCAUUACAGUAGAUUUACAGAGAGUUGGAAGUGUCACAAAAACCCAAGAGGAAAGCAAAACAUUGUGGGCUACAUUUAUUAAGUAGUGCUUCAGCGUUCCACAGGAUUCUUUACAACAUAUUUAAUAGACCCUGAAGGUGUUUUCAGUAGCAUAAUGAUCCUUUAGCACACAGUUAUGUAUAUGAAAGCUGUUCUGUUAUGCGUGUAUUGGCUGGAACAUUUUUAGCUGUGGAACAAAAACAUUUGACCCUUUAUGGCCUUUUGGAAUGCAUGCGUAAUAAUAAUCUAUCAUUUCUGAUGCUGUGCUAAGCAACAUUUAGCUACAAUCCAAUUUCUAUAAAUAUGUACUAGCAAUUUUUAGAUAAUUCCCCGGAUUGCCAAUGGGAUUGAGAGCAGCAUGUAACACAAACGUUGUAAAAUAUUCACUUGCUGAAUCACUUCAAGGGUGCAUUAGCCUUGUAUUUGAGAUAUUGUCCUGCUGACAGAUUCAUUUCACUUUAUAGUGUAAUUGGGAUUGUAGCUUUUCAUUGUAUCUUGCUCUACCUGUUGUUAUCCCAGUAACUGUUAAUAAGCAAACCCUACACUUUGAUGCUUCUACCAAAAUUAAUCAUUAUUGGUAUGGUGUGGCAUGGGCCAUCUUUGUUUUGCUCCAUGCAUAGUUUUAUACAAAAAGUGCUAUCUUUGUAUCGUCUGACCCCAACAGCUUUUUUGCACCUGUUGCACUUGCUUUGCAACAAACUCCAGAUGUGCAUGCAGAUGAUACUUUUCGAAUAUGCAGUUAAUUUUUUUCCAAUAUACUGAUUUAGCAGCGUUCUUAAACACUACAUUUUGUAAGUUAGCCACUGGAAUUACUUGGGUAAUUAGACAUCCACAGCCAAACCAUGGACAUUUUGCCUCCACUGUUCACUUAAUAGGUUCAGUUGUAUUUAGCAGAUAUAAUGAUCAUCAACAAAUAGUAAGAGUCAAUCUACUUUUAGAAUCUGUUCAACCUGACAUGUGCAAAAUUAUUUAAACAGUAUAGUUACUCCAUUUAUUUUAUCUAAAGCAAUGGAAAGAUUCAAAGUUUCAGUCGGUUCUGGGGAUACAUUAUAAAUGCAGUUUUCUUGAAGAAUUAUGAUGUCAGACUUACUCUUUUUCACCUCUUUCUAAAAAAGUCUUGGUUUAUGAGGGGAGUUAGGAUCCUUAAUAUUAAUGGGGAUUAAACUAAUAUUGAAUCCCAUAAGAUAGAAAUUGAGUAACAUGGUUUAGAAUUUCUAAUUCUCUGCUUGCAGCAUAGCCAAAAAGAAAAGAGCAGGACAAGAAAAGGGUAAUAUUAAGAAGAGAGGUCUUUUAGUAAAGCAAACAUAGGCCACUAUUUAAUAAGCUUUCCAAAUGAUUUGUCGACUGAACUCUAUGGCGAUUUUUCUAGAUAAAUAAUUUGGAAAGUUUUCUAACAGUAUUGCAUUAGAAAGCUUAAUAAAUUGAAGCUAUGAUGUGUGGACGUAUACAAAAGUCAGGUGUACAGCACCAUAGAGCAGACUAAACAAGAGUAGUUGAUCAACAUUAAAAAAUGUUUCAGUCUCACUAACAUUCUAUGCUUAAUAACCAUUUUUGCCAUUCUUGUCUAAACAUCCUUCACUCUGGAGCUGAGGGCACUAAUGUCCUGAGCUACAACUAGCUGAUUUCUCUGAAUAUCAAAGUCAAUACAUUCCUGUACCCCUGGUAAACAAUUCAAGAUGGCUUUUAUAUAUAGGAUGUAGUGGCCAAAGGUCUUGAGUUACAGAUGUUGUAGUUCCUACCUGUUAGUCUUCCAUGCAUCUCAGUGUUAAGUUUGGGGCAACAACUGGAUCUUUGCCCUUGUUUUAAUUAGAUGGGACCAGUAUAUAGUUGAAAUGGUUGACCCAGUGUGAAGGUAAGCAGGUGCAUAAACAUUUUAUAGAAAUAUAACUUCAAAGAGAUUUAGUACUUAACAGGUUGGAUUCAUGUAUAAUAAGAUGAAAGCAAUGUCUGUUUUUUUUUUUUUAUUACUUUAUUUUUGCAUUGGCAGGUAGUAACAAAAAGAGCUGUACUCCAAGGUUUGCUCAGAAGCCAAUGUUCACAAAUGUAGUAUACAUAGUAUCGUUUAUACAUGAAAUAUCAUUGAGUGGUAUUGCAUGUUAGCGCCAUUUGGAGUGCUGUACUGUAGCAGUCUGCCAGUAUUUUACAAUUAAUAUGCAUAAUAAAUUACAGAAUAACUUAGUAACUUUCUAGCAGAACAGAAAAGGAAAAUAAUCGGCUCUGCGAUUCUAUAGUGUUUGUGGUACGUUCCCUUGGUAAAGGUGUCAGGUCUCAGUACGUAAGGAGGUGUGUGCGCGAUUGGGUAUCGCUUGUGUGUCUAGUGCAGAUCAUCGUAUUGUUCCCACAGCUCCUAUACCUUGUUAAAGGUGGGAACGGUGUUUCGGACCUGUGCUGUUAGUUUGUCCAUGAGAUAAUUGUCCCUUAUUUUCGUGAGUACAUGGGCCAUGUGAGGCAGGUCGGGGCUUGCCCAUUUUUGUGACAGUGUCCGUCGUGCCGCCAGGUACACCGUAUUUAGUAACUUCUGUUUGUGUCGAUUAAGCCCCUCAGUGGGCCUGGACAACAGACAUCCCCAUGGGUCAAGUUCCAGUUGCCUCUGAAGUGCCUGGGAGCCAAGAGCUACCACCUCUUCCCAAUAUGCCUUUACUUUCGGGCACUGCCACCACAUGUGUAUGUAGCUGCCCUUAUUACCACACAGAUGCCAGCAGGCAUCUGUGGGGCUCAGUUGCAUGUGAUAUUGUUUUACAGGUGUCGUGUACCACCUAAAGAGUGUCUUGUAACUUUGCUCCUGAAGUGUGACACACAUGGAUACUUUGGUGCAUGCCUGCCAUAUCUCCUGCCAGUCCAGCCCUUCUAGAACCUCUCCCAGGUCGGCCUCCCAUUGGUCUGUGUAUCUGAGGAUUCCCCAUUCCCCUGAUUCCGAGCUGAUGUGUUGGUAUAGCAGCAUGAUAAGUUUGGUUUGGGCUGUUUCUUCAUAGCAUAGUUUUUCGAAAAACGUUAAUGGGUGUCGUGCUGCUAAUCGGAUCUUUGGAGUGCGAGCGAAGUCCCUGAUUUGUAAAUAGCGGAAGUAAUCCCUAUUCUGGAGUGGGGACUUUGUUUUUAGGUGGUCAAAUGUGACUAUAUCGUUGUCUAUAUAUAGAUGCAUGUAUCUUUGUAGCCCUGUGGCUUCAAUGCCUCUGAAGUCCCUUGCCCUAAGUCCUGGGGGGAAUGCUCUGUUUCUGAGAACUGGUGUUAAUGGUUUGCUGGCUAAUGCAUAUUUUGUUUCGCUUGGCCCCAUAUGUGCAGGGAGUUCAGAAUGGCUGGGCAGGCAGUUCUCAAGAGGGGUCAUUGCGUUUUGGGGACCCAUAAGUAGAACUGGGGUAAAUCCGCUCCUGUCAAUAGGGACUCUAAGUCCACCCAUCUCCUGUAAUCUGGAGGUGAAUGCCAGUGUAUGAUCUGGGCUAAUUGAGCAGCUAGGUAAUAGUGGUACAAGUGGGGAAAGCCAAGACCCCCUCUAUUUUUGGGUCGAUACAAUAUAUUGCGUACUAUUCUGGGUCGGUUUUUUUGCCAUAUAAAGGAAUCUAUCGCUGUCUGCAUGGAUGUCAGAUCUCCCUUUGUUAUCCUUACAGGUAGGGACUGGAACAGGAAUAGUAGUCUUGGCAGUAUAUUCAUUUUUAUUGUAUGUAGUCGUCCUAACAACGAGAUGGGUUUGUCGAUCCACUUCUCUAAGUCAUCUAUCAAUGUUUGAAAAAGCUGGGUGUAGUUUCUAUGGUAGAGAGAGGCAGGAUCCACUGUCAGGGUGACCCCCAGGUAUCUAAACUCCCUCAAUUCUAUCUUGAAGUGGUAAUUUCAGAUGGAGGACAUUUCUGGGGGCCGAGAGGUGGAAGGGUAGUGCUACUGUCUUAGAGGGGUUUAUUUUAUAGCCUGAGAAGUCCCCAAAUUGUGUUAUGAGGGUCACUAGGCUGGGCAAGCUCUGGAUCGGGUCUGCUAGGGUCAGCAGUACGUCAUCCGCAUAUGCCACCACUUUAAAGGGUUUAUUUGCUAUUCCUACCCCUUCGAUUUUUGGGUCUGAUCUGAUCGCUAUGAUUAGUGGUUCAAGUGUGAGGCAAACAGCAGUGGUGAGAGUGGGCAGCCCUGCCGCGUGUCAUUGUGUAGUGGAAAGGGGGUUGCGGGAGCUCCCGUAAUGAGUGUUUGGGCCUUCAGGUUUGUGUACAGUGCUCUGAUGGCAGUGCAGAAGGGGUCAGGGAAACCUAGUUUGCGUAGUAGUUCAAAGAGGUAAGGACAUUCAACCCUGUCGAAAGCCUUCUCAGCGUCUAACAAGAGAGCCAGAGAGGGCCUUCCCGCUUCCCUCAUGUGCCAUAACAGGUCUGCAAUUCUACGAGUAUUGUCGUAGAGCUGGCGUCCCGGCAUGAAUCCCAACUGGUCUGGGUGUAUCAAUUGUGUCAGCAGUGGUGUGAGUCUAUUGGCAAGAAUUGUGGCAAAAAAUUUUUACGCCGGAGUUAAUCAGCGAUAUGGGUCUGUAGCUAGAUGUAAGGGUGAGGUCUUUAUCUGGUUUUGGCAGUAGGACUAUGUUGGCUGUGGCCAUGGCUGUGUCUGGUGUGCCUCUCUCGCGGAAAUGGUUGCAUAGGUUCACUAGGUAGGGUGUUAGUUCAUCCUUAAAGUAGCUCAUAUCAUAGCCGUCGGGGCCCGGUGCUUUGUUGCCCUUCAUGUGGGACAUGGCCGUCUUUACCUCUUCGUCUGUGAUCAGUGCUGAUAGGUCCCCUAUGUCUUCGUUAUUGACCCGUGGCAGUGGGAGGCGGUCAAGAAAGGAUGUUAUGUGGGCCAUGUAGUCUAGGUUAUCAGAGGUGUGGUGUGGGGAGUGAUUAUAGAGUGCUCUAAAGUAGGCCGUGAAUUCCGCGUUUAUUUGCGCUGGUGUGGUGGCGGUGUCACCUUUGGGUUUUUGUAUUUUAGUGAUAUGUUUUCUUGUCUGGGGCUGAGUUGUCUAGCCAACAGAGUGUCCAUCUUGUUCGCCUUUUCGUAGUAGUGUCUUUUAGACCAUACCGCGGAGCGGGCUAUAUCUUCCAGUGUUAGUUCUUUGAUAGUGUGCCUAGUGGCAUUAAGUUCAGCCAGCUUAGGGUUGGAAGGAUGUGUUUUGUGUUGUUGUUCCAGUCUUUGUAAGCUCGAUAGGAGCUUUAGUAGGAGUUUUGUCUUUUUCUUUUUUGAUGAAAUCCCCUCUUAUGACUGUCUAGUGUGCCGCCCAAAGCGCAGUGGGAUCCAUACCAGUUGUACAGUUUAGUGUGAAGUAUGUGGAGAUAGCCUCUUUAAUGGAGGCUCGUACUCCCUCAUCCUUGAGUUUAAUCUGCAAGUCCAAUUAGUGCCAUAUUGCAAUGUAUCUAAUGUGAUAGCUAUAUCGGCGUGGUCUGACCACGUGAUGCUAUUGAUUUCCGUGUGGAUUGUUUUAUGCAUGCCUGUGUUGUUGACGAGUAGAUUGUCAAUUCGUGAGUAUGUGUCAUGCGGGUUGGAAUAAAACGUGUAGUCUUGAGUAUCUGGGUGUUGAAGUCUCCAUGCGUCUAAGAGGCCGGUGUGAGUUAUAUAUUCAUGUAGUAGCUUGUCCUGCCUCCCUCUACCUUGGGAUCUCAGAAUUCCUGGUUUUGUGCUUCUGUCCAUUGCUGGGCAUGGUACUGCAUUAAAAUCCCCUCCCACCACUACUGUCCCCCUGCCAAGGGUCAUCGUGAGGGUGUUCAGUGCGUCCCAGAAGGAGGUGUCCGGGUCAUUAGGAGCAUAAACGUUAAUGAUGCUGAGUUUAGUGUUAUAUAGGGUUCCUGUCACCAGAACAUAUCUUCCCUCUGGGUCUGAUUGGCUCGUGGUAAUUGUGAAGGGGCACCGUUUGUGAAUGAGGAUUGCUACCCCUGCCCGUUUCCUGCAGUGUCUCGCUUUGUGUACAAUAGUGUAGUUCCUGUCCCUCAGUGAGGUGGGUGCCGACCUGGGGAGGUGUGGAUAUUCAGCAAGUUUUAACCUGCAGGGUGGCAGAUGUGGUCUGUAGGAGGCCAAUAUAUCAGUGCAAAGUUGGGCCAAAGUCAGCACCAUGUGCUGAAAAUUCUGUCCAGGUUGCUGAACUAGGUGACGUUGCAACUGCAGGUCAGAGAGAGACCACAAUUUCUAUUCCUGUAAAAUAAAAAAAACCUAAAAAAAAAACAACCCACAAUGAUGCAUAACUGAAGACAGAGCACAUAGGGGAACUCAUAGUCUGCAAUAGCAGGUUAGAAUGGUGCAAAUAAUUCAAUAAGCGUGGGAUUCUGCAAUAUAAAGUCAUAUCCUGUAUAAUGGACAUCCUGUUCAGCUAGCAAGCCAUACCCCUUCAUGCCACACUUCUGAAGCUCUUUUAAUAUCCCAGUCUGCUUAUAGGUGCAUCCACCUGUGGGAUUUGUAUGUUUAUCACACUGGCAUGCUGAUUUUAUUGCCAGCACAUCUAUAUGUGCAUGGAAUAUCCUAGCAUUUCCUCAUGCCCCUGGAAAAGAGUGAAACGAAAUAGUUUCUUUAUGCGUUUGCAGUUAGCACAACGUAUGGUUUAAAUCCUUUGCAGUUUAAAGUAAAAAGCACCUUAAGUCAUGUUAGGCACACUUUCAGAUUUCUAUAGGUGUUCAGCAGUCGCCAUCACAAAAUCAAUAGACUCAACCAAAUGUUUUUCACUGUUUAUUACACCUGACCACAAGCAUGCGGCACGUCUUUUCGACCUUUUUUGAAAAUUGAUGUAGGUCAACAACUAUAUUUCUGCUGCUCAGGAAGCACAGCUACCAAUACAUAAGAACAUUACAGCUCUGGAAAAAUAUGAGUAAGUCAGUAAGUGGGUGCUAAUCCUUUGUCUGAGUGGUACUUGCCAAUAGUUUAGUUUUCAGUUCCUGUUACUCAGAACAGUCAGUCCUGUGUUGGUGGGCAGCUUUGGGAGAGAUUUGUCACUGUGUUGUAGUGGCACAGAACCCCUUAGUACUAUGCCGUGAGAUAAAUCACGUAAUUAUGGAAGGUCUAUAUGCUUUUGACCAUGACAUUGUGAGUUGGCAACGCAAUACAUAACUCACUUCAUUGCUAACCACGCAGAAAUAUUGGAUAAAAAACACUCAGAGGUUGACUCUUGCAUACCAACUGUUUUUAAUAAAACAACACUUUUGUAACUAAUAAGCAGGUUAAGGAAAGUAGAAUUCCACCUAUAGUCAAUCUCUUAUUUGCAAGUCAAAAUUAAAACAAUAUCUGGUCCUAGACAAGAAACUCUGUCCUCCAGAACACAUAAAUAUAUACUACUUCUUUACAGCUUGCUCAAAUAUUUGUAUGUUUUCUGAGCUGUAGGAAACGAUUGCUAAGUAUGAGGCAUGCAGGGUGCCCGAUAAUCAAGAGGGAGAAGCUUUUCCCUCUUUUCCAUUUCCUUUUUCCCUCUUGAAUGGUCCCCACUCCAUCCUGUGCUGUGAUGAAGUCUAAUAGAAAAUGAUGAGUUACUUAGGAUUUCUUAACAACCAGCAUGGUUGCUUUAUUCACCAUGCCCUCUGUGCUGUGGGAUGGGGUAAAUUAAUAGGCCAGGGGGAUCCCAAUCCCCCGAAUGUAAAGUAGACAUCUGCUGGGAUGAAGACUUGUCAUUCAUAAACAUAAAAGGGAAGUGCCUAAUUUUCCUAAAAUGAAUAGAGACCAACUGACCCUCAGCUCAAAAAGUACAGUUCUCAAAGGUGCCUAAUCAUUAUUCUCUAUAAUAGUGUUCACUUUCAAGAACAAAUAAUGUAGAACCAGAGAUGCCCAACAUUUCUGAUAGUAUACACACAAUCAGAUAAAGUCCUUAUCAUAAAAUUAAAUCUCUGUGCCACACAUUUGCUCUUAAAUAUAUGCAGCUAAUACUAAGCAUUACCAAAAUUCAUUCUACAUGAUUGUCGGUCUUUGUUUGAUAAUGAUGAAAGUGACGAUGUAAUGGUUCCUCCACAUUCACCCAGUGUAGUUUUCCCAGUUUCAGUGUUCUCUCUGACAUGUCACCUGUCGUUUCAGAAUACCUAAACAGCUUUCAGUAACAAUAAUGACAAAGUUUAUUACAUCCUUGUAAUGUAAAAAUAUAAAAAAAGGAUCACUUUGGGAUCCUUGUAACUGAAAGAUGCUUGACUGCUUUGCCAUGACAGGUGAUGACAUUGCUGUGUGAACACAUGGCUGGAUAACAGCUAACUUCAAGCUAAGAUCACUGAAAUCUUUGACCACUUUAUGCAAAGGGGAGAAGUUGGAAAUCUAUUAUCUCAUCCAUUUCUGCAUCAUUGCAUCAUUAAAUGGUAACCGACCUUCAAUCAAGUGAAGUAUACAUAACAUAGAAAUAGUACUCCUAAACAGUGAUACAGCAGCUGUCGCACAUGGAGCAAAGUGAUUCACAAAUGCAUAUUUAAAUGUACAUAAUCUGUACUUGAAGUGAAUCACAUGGCAUUUGUGAGAACUUCACCUUCAACACUCAUAAUAUAGUUGAACACCACCAGGCAGCCCAUCAUCUUGACACCACUUUAGAGGCUGGCAUGGUACAAGUUAACAUUAAUUAAAUUAUGGUCAUGCCCACUCCCAGCACCAUCCCCACCAACAUCGCCCUCUUCCAAUUAUUAUUACUAAACAAAAGACUUAGUGCACAAAUUAAAAACUAUACGGAAAUAUAAUCUAUGACACAGAAAUUAUAGUUGGUAUUAUUUAGAAACAUAGAAUGUGAAGGCAGAUGAGAACCAUUCGGCCCAUCUAGUCUGCCUAUUUUUUUAAAAUACUUUCAUUAGUCCCUGGCCUUAUCUUAUAGUCAGGAUAGCCUUUCUUCUGAUGCAUUAACCAGGCUGCAUUUAUGGAGCAAAUUAUACCUUAAACAAUUUGCAUAUAUAUUAAAAAAAAAUAAAACUCAUCAUUCCAAAGCUGUAACAUUUGUUGUCCACCAAGCCUUGAAGAAGACAAAUAAACCAGUUCCCUUCCAACUCAGUGAUUUUCAUCCAGAUGUUUUGCAGUGGGAGAAGCGUAGUGUAAUUCAAAAUAAAUUUUGAUAUUGUAAAAGGAAAAAGUAAUAUCCUUGAAAAUUUUUAAAAUGUUUGAAUAUGAGAUUUUGUGGUGGUUAUGGUAGGGGAGACUUCAGCCAUUCCAGACUACUCUACUUCUUGUUACUCUGAUUAGCAAUACACCAACCAAAUAAAUGGUCCCUUCCAUCCUAGGUGGCUGAUAAUUAAUUUUUAAACAUGAGCCAAUGAGUUUUUCUUUUUGCUAACCAUUCAACAUGCCUGAACACGCAUUUAUUAUCAACAUUUAACUCAUUUUAAGUUACAUAUGGUGCCUAUUUACUGACCUUAUUCAUGAGAAUAGUAUUUAGCGUUGGGUGUUGGGAUUCAAAUUAGCACAAAUCUAUUUAAUGUUCUCGCCUUGUAAUAAUCUAGCAUUUGUCAAAUACUUCUGAUCUCAUUUUCCAGGAGGAAAUUUCUGUGCAGGCUUUGAUUUGAAGGAGGUUGCGCACGGCUCCAGCACACUGACUAUAGAGCCCGAUGUAACUAAAGGCCCUGGUCCAAUGGUAAGCGUAAUUAAAUGCAGUUAUGUUUAUAACUUAGUAAACAUUGUAAAUGAUGACAGUUAUCGAAGAUUAAAUGAUUACUUAAAAGCAUCACAACCACUACAGCCCACUUAUUUAAUCGUCAUUCAUUGGCUGAGAACAUCAGCUGACCGGCACACUGUGUAAAAAACAUUUGUACAGAAUUGAUAUUAGUCAGCCUACAACUAGGUGGAGGUUGAGUGGAGGUGCAAAGGGAGGUGGAGUUACCUCUAGCAUCCAUGGGGUUAAACCUGAUAUGUGCAGCUAUUGCACUGCAAAAUGCUGUACAUACAGGCAACUGGAAAAAGCAGCACAGAGUGGGAGAAAACGUAAAAAGUAAACUAUACUGCAGCUUCCAAUUACAAUAGCUUAGCUCUGCCCAGGGCCGUCCCGUCCAUAGGUCCUGGUGGGACCAUGGCUCCAGGCGGCACUCUGAAUGCCGCCCCUGUCAUUAUCUAAUAGAAUAAUAACCAUAUGGAGGCCUUCACUUUCCCCGAUCAGCCACUCCGCCAGGGCGGGAAGUGAGGCCGCCCCAAAUUCUUAUAUGUCAGGGGCGUCGUGAAAAGAGUGGAGGGGUUGCCCAGGCACUCAGGGUUAUGGGAAGGUUCAGCACUGCAAUUCCCGCGCAUUACCUGCAGUGCAAGACGGAACUUCAGCAUUCAAGUGCUGUGGCAGGGCUGCUCCUGUUGCUGUAGGUUGGGCAGAGCGGCAGAAUCCCACUCCGUGUCUGACAUUUGAUACAGUUCCACACAAUAGAUUAGUGUUCAAACUCAAGGAAAUCGGUCUAGAUGAAAAUGCUUGUUCUUGGGUAGAACAUUGGCUUAAAAACAGAGUACAAAGAGUUGUCAUUAAUGGUAAAUUUUCAAGCUGGACAGAGGUGUCAAGUGGUGUCAGGGGUCUGUUCUGGGACCCCUUCUAUUUAACAUGUUUAUAAAUGAUCUUGAAGACAGCAGCCCUGCCGCGUGCCGUUGUAUAGUGGAAAGGGGGUUGUGGGAGCUCCCGUAAUGAGUGUUUGGGCCUUCAGGUUUGUGUACAGUGCUCUGAUGGCAGUGCAGAAGGGGUCAGGGAAACCCAGUUUGCGUAGUAGUUCAAAGAGGUAAGGCCAUUCAACCCUGUCGAAAGCCUUCUCAGCGUCUAACGAGAGAGCCAGAGAGGGCCUUCCCGCUUCCCUCAUGUGCCAUAACAGGUCUGCAAUUCUACGAGUAUUGUCGUAGAGCUGGCGACCCUGCAUGAAUCCCAACUGGUCAGGGUGUAUCAAUUGUGCAAAUGCUUGUUCUUGGGUAAAACAUUGGCUUAAAAACAGAGUACAAAGAGUUGUCAUUAAUGGUAAAUUUUCAAGCUGGACAGAGGUGGCAAGUGGUGUCCCUCAGGGGUCUGUUCUGGGACCCCUUCUAUUUAACAUGUUUAUAAAUGAUCUUGAAGACAGCAUUGAAAGUCAUGUUUCAGUGUUUGCAGAUGACACAAAACUCUGUAAAAUAAUACAAUGUGAGCAAGAUAUUACUUUGCUGCAGAGGGAUUUAGAUAGACUGGGGGACUGGGCACUCAAAUGGCAGAUGAAAUUUAAUGUUGAAAAAUGCAAAGUUAUGCACUUCGGCGUAAAGAAUACACAAGCAACGUAUACCCUUAAUGGAAGCGAAUUAGGAAUAACAACACACGAAAAGGACUUGGGAAUUGUUAUAGACAACAAUCUAUGCAACAAUGUGCAAUGUCAAUCAGCAGUGGCCAAGGCCAGUAAGGUAUUGUCAUGCAUGAAAAAGGGCAUUCAUUCUCGGGACGAGAAUAUCAUUUUGCCUCUUUAUAAAUCACUGGUAAGACCAUAUAUUGAAUAUGCGGUGCAAUUUUGGCAACCUGUUCUAAAGAAGGAUAUUAUGGCACUAGAAAAAGUGCAGAGGAAGGCUACAAAGUUAAUAAAAGGAAUAGAACAUAUCAGCUAUGAAGAAAGGUUAACAAAUUUAAACCUAUUUAGUUUAGAAAAACGUCGCCUCAGAGGGGAUAUGAUAACAUUAUACAAAUAUAUUCGGGGACUAUACAAACCAUUGUGUGGAAUUCUAUUCACAAACCGGACUUUACAUAGGACACGAGGUCAUGCGUUUAGACUGGAAGAAAGAAGAUUUCGUCUAAGGCAAAGGAAAGUUUUUUUUUACUGUAAGAACAAUAAGGAUGUGGAAUUCUCUGCCUGAAGAAGUGGUUUUAUCAGAGUCCAUACAGAUGUUCAAACAGCUGCUAGAUGCAUACUUGCAAAAACAGAAUAUUCAAGGAUAUAAUCUUUCAAUGUAGGGUAAUAACUGCUUGAUCCAAGGAUAAAUCUGACUGCCAUUUUGGGGUCAAGAAUGAAUUUUUUUCCUAGCUUGUUGCAAAAUUGUGCUUCAAACUGGGUUUUUUGCCUUCUUUUGGAUCAACAGCAAAAAACAAAUGUGAUGAAGGCUGAACUUGAUGGACGCAAGUCUCUUUUCAGCUAUGUAACUAUGUAUGACAUGCUACCACAGGGCAGCAAAGACGGCAGGACACGGAGCUCCCUAAUGCAGGAACCGGCAGACAGGAGUUAGGCAGCAGCAGUGGGGACGUGAGGAGCAGGGUAAGGGUAAGUUUCAUGAUUGGCUGAAGUGCACACAUUGUAUGUUGCACAUAGUAAGCCAAUCCUAGACACUCAUAGACACACUGCACUUCACCCCCAGCACUCACACAGGCACACUACAUCUCCAGCUCACUCAUAGACCCACACUUAACCAGUGGCAUCACAAGGCAGGUGCAGGGAGUGCGGAUCAGGGCAGGGUGACACCAGGGCCAGCGCAUCCUUUAGGGUGCACCGGCUCUGGGGGCGCAGGAUACGAGUGACCUGGCUGGAGAGAAGCGCACAGCGCUCCUUCCUGCCAAUCACUCUGAGUAGCGUGGCCAGGUGGGGUGGACCGCGGUACAGAAGCUUCCUGUAGCCGGCUGGACUUACAGGAAGUGAUCUCUCAGUAAGCACUUCCUGUCAGUCCGGCCGGGUAUGGGAAACAGAAGCUCCUGUAACGUGGUCCACACCGCCCGGUCAGGCUACACAGGAAGGUAGGAGGCACACAAGGGAAGGGGAGAUACCACCAGGGUUUGAGUUGUUUUAAAGUAUAAAAGUUUUAAAGUAUACAGUAAACAGGCUAAACAGACAUGUCUAGUUCAAAUUGCUAAUAAGAGAUGAGUGCUUAUUGUAGAUCGACAUGUUAAGAUGAGGCAAACAAUUAAUAAUCAGCUUGCAUACCAUAUGUCAGCGAGUGGAGAACUAAAGAAGUAAAUAAAACAGGCUAAGCUUACUGACUAUAUGGUUAGUCGUAGUAGUAAAGUAAUUGGAUGCAAGCAAUAUCAUCAGGCUAAUUCUUAAAAGAGAAGUGUAGUACAGGAGUCCACCACAAUGCAAGUAUAGAUGAUGCUUAUGUCGGUGGGUUCACUACAGUGCAUCCAUGAACCCAGUGUGCCUUCAACCGAUUCCCAAUUUGAGGGGAGACUGCAGAGCUCUCGGUAGGAGAUUCCCUGCAAGUGGGUUUUUCGCCUUUUGGGAGUACCACUUGUGAAUGCUCACCACACUGCCACGUGAUCCACCGCAGAGUAUCCGCAUAGUUAUGCCGAGUAGUUGCCUUCCUCCCCUACCUGUUUCAGGGCCAUCACCCCUGAGCCACGGCCUUGAUUAAUUUGCAGGGCCAAGUCCAUCCCAUGUGAGGGGCAACGGAAGUCCCUGAUGGUUUGGAGCCUAUUUUGGCCCUCGGGCCCUCGCUUGUAUGGGCGGUGUCAUGGGGGCACGCGCCUUUUGGCCCUUAGUCUGGGAGGGCGGACAGCUUGGGUAUUGUCCUGGUUGUACCCAGGGAUGUAUUAACCACAAGGCAAACAAGACAUUUGCCUAGGGUGGCACUUUCAGGGGGGGGCACCAAAAAAAUGCCACCCCAAGCUCCCAGACAAAUGCCUUGUUUGCCCUUGGUUCUGGGGCUGUCCACCUUACUGUGAGUGAGUGAGUGAGUGUAGCUGUCAGUGUGUGUCUGUGAGUGAGAAUGGGUGUGCCUGUGAGUGUGUGUCAGUGUGUGUAUGUCAUUUUAUGUGUAUCUGAGAGUGUGUGCCUGUCAGUGAGUGGGUGUGUCAGUGUGUAUCUGUCAGUGAAAGUGUGUGUUGGUUAAACAGUGUGUGCCAAUGACUGUAUCUGUCAGUGAGUGUAUAUCAGUGCAUGUAUCAAUGAGGGCAUGUGUCUGUCAGUCAAAAAAAUGGCCUUGACACGAAUUGGGGGGGCAAAUUUUGAUUUUGGGGGUGCCCGAAUUUAGUCGUGCGUAGGGCAGCACAAAUCCAAAAUACACCUCUGGUUGUACCCUCUCACCUUCUUGCCCCUGUGUCUCCGUUAUUUCACCAUAGGUGAAGGGCGUAAUGUCGUCUCAUGCUUUUUUGGGUGUAUGAGGGUGGGAGUGGUCCGUCUGAUGGGAGCAGAUACGUUGCGCUGUGCGAAUCUUGUGAUGAGCUGCAGCUCCUACUGAGCUUCCUGGCUUUACUUUGCUAACGUUCUAAUUUCAGGCAAAAGUCAGUGAACAUUUUAUCAAGCCGAGCCAAGCUUGUUUCCAGUGAGUUAAGUGCAGUAGGGGUUGUGGGGCAUCCAACAUUUUAACUCGAUCGGUGUCACAGGCUUUGUGCAGCUGAGGUGCUAGCCGGUCCACAGUCCCUCCAGUAGCAGGUAGGUAGAGUCGAUUCGCUGAUGCCGGGAUAUGCCUCACCGGUGACUCCCCACAGGAAUGUAGAUAGAGUCGAUACAUGUCUUCAUGCUUAUGCUCUGCAGUAGUACUGCUGUGACAGAGCUCUCCUCCCAGUUGAGCCUGGGCCUUAAGGGGAAUUCUUGGCACAAGUCCAAGGACACUCCAUGCCGCUUGGCAGGGUCAAGGCCUGUGGGUGCUCCAGAUGACGUGGAACCUUCUGGGUACUUGGGCGGCUGGGUGGACAUACCUCCUGGUGGACCCCAGAGCAAGACCGGUAGUCUAGCACAGCAUCACGAUUCUCCGGCAAAUCAGGUGGGGUAAGAGUGCCCGAUCAGCUGUAAAUUCGCCUCCAAAACUCCUGGCAUAGCAUUUCAAAUUGGGCCCUGAAGUGUUCCCGCCAGGUCCCAUUCUCCAAGCCCCCUUGAGACCGAGGAACCGGUGGCUCAGCGGCCAUCUUAGGCACACCACGUGGUCUCCAAUGCGUCAGUAAAUUUUGCUGGUUUAGAGAGGUGAGUAUCCCCAGCAGUGUCCAGUAUAUCCCCCACCAGUCUAAAGUGAGGGUUGCGGGGUGGACAAACAGAUGCUGUUUGAUGUGUGCCACAUAGCAGGAGAUCAGCCACCUCCCCCCGCCACAAGGCAAUCAGGCCUUGUACUUGAACGGUGAGAAUUCUUAGCUCAAAGGUGUGAGACACGUAAUCCCAAGCUUCCUAUGCGUAUAGCAGUUGUGUGCUGCUCAAUCAAGGUUGCCUCCAGUUCACUAUUGAGUAAUAAAUACUGAAAGUUAGCUCUGUAUUGUGGGAGCUGAAUAGAAACACGUCCGGCCAGCUUGGCUGCGUGGCCCUGCCCCCUGCUUUUGAGUUUUUCAUAUAGGCGGAUUGUUUACAUAAAUAAUCCUUUUUACUGUAUUUGAAUUUAUUUGACAUUCCAACUCAAUCAGGAAACAUACAUAAGACAAAGUAAGGGCUACAUUGUCUCAUGUUUGACCCAAUUGUUGGCAAAAUACAGCAAAGAACAGAUCUUCUGCUGCCACAUCCUGUCGUUUUUCAUUAGCCAUCGCUUUCAACAGCUGAUGUGAACAUUUAUAUUCUCAUGUGAUGCAGAGUAUAUGCCUGUGGUAUCUUAAAGGGUGUGCAAUAGAAGACCAGUGCAAGAACUCAUGGUCUUGUAGCUUCUUCCAUUUAUCACCCAUUUUGUUUUUGAUUGACAUGGCUUCUGGAAAUUGAAACCGCCAGAAACCAAAGGAACAUAAGCAGUGGCCAUGCAAGUGGACAUGUCAUCUAGGAGGGUAAAUAAUGUAAAGAACCCACAAAUGACAAUGCUGUUUUAAGCCAAUGCAGUGUAAUGCAAUGUACCAACACCCUUCAGCAACUGUUUUCUAACUUUAAUAUUGCCUAUUUUUUUUAUUAGACUUUGAUGCUUAGGAUUCUAAAUAUAUAUUUUUUUGUAUGAAACUCUGUCAUAGGGAUAAGCAAUUAUUGCAAUGUUUUCACAGGGACCAUCAAGAAUGCAAUUUUCAAAACCUGUUAUUGCUGCAGUGAGUGGUUAUGCUGUAGCUGGUGGUCUUGAGCUGUCACUUCUGGCAGAUCUUCGUGUGGUGGAGGAGAGUGCCACUUUUGGAGUGUUCUGCAGACGUUUCGGUGAGGUUUUUUUACAUUAAAUCUUUUAAAUAUUUUCACUUCUUUUUGUACACUUUAGUAGUCCUCUUAAAGAUACGCAUAGUGCAAAAUAAAAUGUGUUAGGCUUAUAAUUCAGAGAUGUAGCAACUUGUAUGUGAGGCUAUGAGAUCAAAGGAAAACACACACAACAUUGCUAAAGGCAAAAUAAAAGACUAUAAAUACCUAGAUAUGUCAUUUACAUCUUUUGUGUAUUUUGAUCUAUAGGGCUUCAGAAGUAAGAACAUUUGAGUCAGAAUAGAGAAUUUUUAGAGUGGAUCAUUGGAAACACACAUUGCACACUCUUGUUAUCUAGAGACAUUUCUAGACAUACAUUCAUUGACAUAUUUUUAUUUUUAUACAUAUUUUCUAUUUAUUUUCAACAGUGUACAUGACUGCAAGCACCCCAAAAGCAUUAAAUUGAGGUGUUUGUUUAUUAAUAAAGCCCAUACUUUUCCUGUAGUUUAUUUAUUAUACUACCAUGCAAUAUGUGAUAUAGUUGCUACAGUAUUUAUAAAGCAUUUAUAAAAUGGCCAAUUUUGUGACACAUAUUUUGAGAUUGAUUUAUUGAUCGUCUUGUAUUAGCUAAAGUUUUCAAAACAAACAUAUUUGCUAUUAUCUUCUUGUUUCUGGUCUAUUUCUGCAUAUUAUUCAGUAUUGUGCCUUUAUUUUAUAACAUUUUGUUAAUCAUGUUUUAAUGUUUCCCUCAGAUUUAGCUUUUCUUUUCAAAAAGAAAAGUGCUUAUCUGUCUUCUCUGUUUGCUUAUAGAAUUUUUCACUAUUUAGUCAUUUUUGGCUUCUAUUCAUUAAAUGAAUGAAUUUAAAUGAAUGGGCCUCUUUGCAAACUGUAUUUCCACAGCAAAUUGGCUUUUUUUUCUCUACUAAUAAACAGAAGGAUUAGUUAAAAAAAGCUUCUGAAAGGCAACAUAUGUUGGGGGAUAAUUAGUAUCUCCCAGAAGAUCCAAUAAGAAAUAAAGUGAAGUGUAAAGGGAGAGAAUAAAAAAAACCAGUGGAAUAUAAUGCAUUAUUUUGGAGAGAAAAAUACAGGGGCUGCAAUCAAAAAAACAACAAUUCUUCCUAGAAAUACUGAAAAUAGUAUAUCAAGUAACACCUUAAAAUGCUUGAAUUACCUAAAAUGUGUACAAAGCUCUAUAUGAGGUAGAGGAGACAAGAACAGACAGGUCACACUUUAAAAUGCUGCAGCUACAAAAACAUACAUAUAAAAGUUCCUACUGAGAUAAAGUGUCCAAACUAGGAAUUAAAACUGUUACAUAAAUAACAGAACUUUGUUUUAAGUGCAGGAUUUUAAUGCAAAAUGUCCCUGGUGUCAGGUCCGCUGCCCCUGCGCCGCUUGCGGUGUCCUUGUUUACCCCAUCACCGCGAACGGCAUCUUCCAGUUCCUGUCCACGGCUUGCGGCUGUCCCUGCCGCCGCCACUCCCCAACCUGACAGUGUUUCUGAUGCUGUACGCUUCAAGGCAGCUUCCUUAUAUGUGUGUGCAAUGCUGUGUUCCAUUGAAUGCAGGGUGAUUAGAGAGGGGCUUCUUCUGGGCUUUGUGCCAUCCAGUUAGUGUAGAGGAUAAGAAUAUUGAAGAGUUGUCAUCCUAAGCAUCCAGACGCGUUUUGCCAUAGUCUCGUUUUUUGUUUUUUUCAAUGGUGCACCAUUGAAGGUUGGGUGUCUGUAGCAAAUUUCAUGUUACUGUAUUCAUAAAUCUUUAUUUGCAAUUUUUGUGCCUCUACAUGUCUGUGCCAUCAGAAGCUCUAGUAACCCCUUAAUAACCAAUUACAGCAUUUUCCAGCCAGGCCUGUUUCCUUACUGGCAACUGGGAACCCUGGAUAUAAUGUAAUACCUGUCAGCUGGGGCAAAAUAAGUGACCCCACACUGACCAAUGAGCUAUACUCAGCACUCAAAAAUGAGCUCUGCAUACAGUCCUUUACAUGCAGAUUUAUAUUCCAGAACCUGGAAAUUGGUUUGUGCAGAGUUAAAACCCUGCUCAUGUCAGGAAGACUAAGUUAUCAAUACCUGAGGCACCCCUCUGUUAGCUGGGGCCAUUUUUAGCAAUCUGUAUCAGAGGUAGUAAAUUUAAAAGGUUACUCCAAGCACUGUGAUUACUCCAGUGUUUUGAAGUGAUUAUAAGGGCAUGACGUUUGUAUGUGCAGCUUUCUCACUCUGGAGACUACAUGUUAAUGAAGCACACAGAGGGACACUAUCAGCCACUACACGGGCAAUAUUUGUAGACACUAAGAUGGGUUACAUACCAAGAUUGGUGCCUUAACAACUUCACCUUCCAUGCCCCCCGCCCUCCCCCUCCCCAAGUGCAUACUUACCAGGUGGGAUUAAUUGUGGGGACAUGCCUGGCAACUAAGGCAGUCCCCCCUGGACCCAAUCGCCAUGAGUUGCAUGAUUACAAUGUCACAAUGUUCAGUGACUCUGCUUCUCUCUUUCCUCACCUUGAUCUGGGGCACAAUUGCAUCAUGUACAAAAAUAAGAAAAAGGGAGAUAAACAAAAGUGGGAAUAAAAGCCCCACGAUAAUCCUAUGAAUCUAAAAAACUAUCUCAUGUAAACCAUAAAUUAACAAUUUAAAAUGGUUAUUAUUUAAUAGAAUUGUAAUUUAGAAAUGUCAGAAUUGUUAAGAGUAGAGGUCACGAAAAGCUCCAUAGAGUGAAUCUCUUCAACUUUAUUCAGCUAUUUCCAAAUUUGUGCAGGACAGAGGAAUAAGUGUCUAUGAUGCAUUAUAGAGAUGUUCGGGUAGGUACGGUCUGGUACGCUAUUUUGAGUGUUUCCAUUAUGAAAGUGGCCCAUACAACCGAACCAAACCACACCAUUCCUGGGACCCCUUCAGAUGUAGGUCCAUAGGAAAUGGUACGGUACGGUUAGGGCGGAGUUUCCUGGCGUCACACUAUACAAUCCAUUGAUUGGCAGACAGGAAAACGUCAGUGCUUACGACAAAUGACACGCUAGGCAUUUGGUCUAAACUCCGCAUACUCCUUGGCGGUCCGACUUGUGGAAACGCUCACCUGAAUAGGCUCGACCAUUCUAACCUUUCCGAACCGUGCCGACCCAAACCAUACCGCUCAGUGUAAACGAGGUAUAAGUAGCCAAUUUUUAUAACCCUUAAUUGGUAGAUCACGAUGAUGUAAUAAGAAUAAUUCUGGGAUCAAUUGCAAAUGAGUGUCAGAUACAUGAGAAAUAGUUUUUUGAAUUACAGACCAAAAAAAGUAAGCUCAGGACAGUCCCUACAGAUAUGUUUAUAAGUUCCAAUGCUUCAAACAAAUUUGAACACACACACACUAGGUAUGCUUGGUGAAAUGCAUAGGCGUGCGCACAGGGUGUGCCGGGUGUGCCUGGGCACACCCUAAUCCCCGCGGCACGCCUAUGGAGUGAGACCGGCAGGAGAGAUCUCAGGAUCUCCCCUGUCGUCUCACGCAGAGCCGGUGCUAUCUGAGCACCGUCUCUGCUCUCAGCCUCCAUGGGGGGAUCAAAGAUGUCCCUCACCGACCCACAUGCAGGGAGGGAGGCAGGAGAGGACCCGGGGAGCUAUUGCCAGCAGCUCCGCUGGGUUCCUCUCGUGAGAUCUGAACGUUGCCGUGGCAACGCUCAAAUCUCACGAGAGUGAACUCUAGCCCUGCAGGCUAGAGUUCACUCUCCACUGGACUAACCAGGGAAAGCAGCAACAAGGAUCCCCCCUCCCUAUGUAAGGUAAGUAAUCUGCCCCCACAAUCACCCAAACCUACAGCCCACACACACACAUACAUCACACACACACACAUACAUCACACACACAUACAGCACACACACACAGCACCUACACACACACACACGGCACCUACACACACAUACAGCACCCACACACCACACACACACAGCACCCACGCACAUACAGCACCCACUCACACACAGCACCCUCAUACACACAGCACCCUCAUACACACAGCACCCUCACACACACAGCACCCACACAUAACACAGCACCCACACAGCACCUACACACAUACAGCACCCACACACACAGCACCCACACACACAGCACCCACACACAUACAGCACCCAAACAGCAGCCACACACACACACAGCACCUACACACACACAGCACCCACACACAGUACACUAACAGCACCCUCACACACAGCAUACUAACAGCACCCUCACAAACACAUGACAACCACACACAUCACACAAACAGCACCUUCACACACACAGCACACUAACAGGACCCUAACAAACACACACAGCACCCUCUCACACAGCACACUAACAGCACAUUCACAAACACGCACACUACCAGCACGCUCACACACAUAUCACACUAACAGCACCCUCACACACAAAACCCUCACACAGCACACUAACAGCACACACACACACACAUCAGUGUAUGUCUGUGUGUGUAUAUAUACAUAUGUGUGUGUGUAUAUAUAUAUAUAUACACAUACAUACAUAUAGGCGCGGUGUGUGUUUGUGCUUUAGGGUGCACACCCUCAUGCAAUAGGCUGCGCACGCCUAUGGUGAAAUGCAAUAUAAAUAACCAUCUAAGCAAGAUUUUAUCACUGGACUAGUAAGCUCCUCUACUGGCCAUCUCAGUGACUGCUAAAAGAGGUGUUCCUAGGCAACAAUAUAAACACUGCUUUUUGUCUGAAAACAACUCCAAAAUAAAAGGUUAGGUCUUAAGGGUUGACAAUUUCUUUCCGGUUAUAUGUAAAUGUUACACAGUGCCUAAAUUACAUAAAACAAAGUGACAUAUAAAAGGAAUUUAGACAAAUGCAAAAAAAAUUAGUUGUGGUUCAAUAAAAGCCAGCUCACUCUGACGUCAUAGCCAGUUUAUUAUACCUGGUUUAUUUAGGUUACUGGAGCAAAUCCAUCUCGGAGCCACAGAUAGAUUGUCUCUAAGAUCCUUAUAUGUAACGGCCCUAAAAGUGGUGUCUGCAGGCACAUGUCUCUGUGGAUAUGUUGUCAUACAGACACAUAAGUGACCUAUGAUCAAAGGGGUUCACUUCGUGCCAGAAGAGACCAAGACAAGAAAACCAGGUUAACUCCUGAAAUACUGUGACAGAUUCAUUUCCUCAGUGCAUGACACACCUACAUUCCUAUUAACCUCUUAAGGAACAAACGUCUGGAAUAAAAGGGAAUCAUGACAUGUCACACAUGUCAUGUGUCCUUAAGAGGUUAAACAAUUACAAUGAGAAUGAUUCUUAAAUGGAUUUAAGGUAACAAUAACCAAAAAAUAAUCAAACCAUGUAUUUAGAUAAUAAACAAUAAAUGUGUGUGUAUGUGUAUGUAUAGAUAGACAGAUAACAGAUUUACUGUCACCACAUUUUACAUAUUUACAUAAAAAUCACUGGGGUUUUUUUAUUUUAUUUUCGUAUCACAAUCACUGUGAAAAUCACAAACCCUUGAAUUUAGAGGAUACGUGGUAUCUACUCUUAAGAGACCUUAUCCUAUUUAAUUAGCAUUGUGCAUCUUAGUUUAUAUUUUUCAUUCUGUAGUUCAUGAAAACACAGAAAACAGCCUGAGUAUAAUCAACAUUUUAAUGAUCAAAGUAUCAAAUAUCAUUCAUUGAUAUAGCCCAGGAAGAUCAGCUUAUUUCCUGAUGCAUCUUUUUCACCAUGAUAUAAACAACAAUGGUUAAUACGUUCCUAAACCUGAUAGAAAGUAACUCAUACUUGUAAGUUUGUUUGCUUUUGGUAUUUUGCUGGAUUGUUGUAUUUAUUUUUAACUAGUGACUACUUUUUUUUUUUUACUCUGACUAGUUAAAAUUAUAUAUUUCUAUAUCUAAUCAUAUUAUUCUAAUUCUUAUUCUAUAAAUUGCUUUAUCCUUGGUUAAUCUGUGUUGAUCGGUACUACAUAAAUUUGAAAAGUACACAUAGCCUUUCCAUUUUUACUACAGAGAUCUUAUAUAUAAAAAGGUAACCCUCCAAAUCCCAGUUAUGUGUGCUAUUUAUUGUUUAUUUGAGUGACAUUCAGUAGAUGAAAAAAUAGUGAUCCAUGGUCCUUUUUAUACAUGUAACUUUCCACACUUGAUGUUGACACAUACGUCACACACCCAUCAUUCCCCAAUGGUUGAUAACGGAAGCAGAUUGACGUGUAUAUUGGUCAUGAAUUACGUGGUGAACCUGUAUUAUGUGCCAUUCAUUGCAGGGUAGUCAAACUUUGUUGACAGCUCCACAGGACUAAAAAAAGAGACUACUUCACCACAUGUAAACAUAGAGACCUGCUUCCAUGAGCUCUGCUACUGAAUGUUUACCAUCAUGUGGUCUGUUUUAAAGCCACACAAGCAAAUUGCCACCUUUUUUUUUUUUUUUUUUUUUAAUAAAGUGCCUAUUUUGACCAUGGCCGUGGAUAUAUCUAUCCUCAUAUUUUCCCAAAAUGUUGGCUUAAUGACUUUUAACCCACCCUUCAUAACCUUUUAUGCAUGAGUUACUUCAGAUUUAUAGAAUAUGCACUAAGAAAGAAAAACAAUGAGCACAAGGAAUGUUAACAUGCACACCUCUAGAGACCUGUAAACUGCAUUAUUUGCCUAGAUGGAUGUAAAGAAACGUAUUGUUAAACCACCUCUUGUCAUCCUGAUAUAUGCAUUUUAUAACAAAAAGUUUAAUAUCCUAUUUUCAGCAGUUUAAUGUUACUUUCAUUUAACAAGACUGUAAGGAAGUUGUAGUUGUAAUCAUCGCUGUCAGAUCUUCACAAUGCAGGUGGAUAUUUUAGAAUUACAUUAUAUUUUUUAAACCUGUAGAGAUAGUAGCUGUGAUGGAACGCCUGCCACCCCGACUGGGUGCCUCUGUCGAACGAUGCUCCUAGUGCUCGCCAUCAGCAUCGCACUCGACACCAUAACCACCGCCAACCCCACGAACCGUUGCCGCUUGGUUUGGGGUUUCGCCAUCCUCCACCCACCCUGGACCCAAGACCGGGCUCCAGCUUCCAGUGGGUGAACCUCUCCUAAAUCCAGAGAGCAGGAACCAGGAACAAGAACAGCUCUUACAAGAGCUAGUGAUGAUACUCUGGAGAGUAUAGUGAUUAUAGCAAUCCCCAGAGUGUAGGUCUCCAAUCCCCCAAACAUGAGCCAAGACUUCAUGAAGGGGUAAGCAGGUCUGGUUUAUUGAGUGUAAGGGCAUGUCUUUUAUACAUAUUUUCAGGCCAGAGGCACACCCCCUGGACCUGAUGGUAAACUGGGACAAAAGGGACACAAAAUAGGAACAGUAAUUAGUACAGCAACACUCCCACAUACAGUCAGCAAUCCCUCCCCUCUGCCUGUAAUAUAAUUAAGCUAGUUAAUGCAAUAACCUAAUUAUCCACAGGCAGAAAAUAAAUAUCCAUUUAUACCCAAAGUCCAGAAACACCCCAAAACACACACAUAUCCCCACAAAUCCUAAAUCCCUGGAUAGCUCUGAUCUGGGUGGACAACAUAUCCCAAAAUCACCCAGAUCAGAGCAGGGGUUCCCAAAUUCCACAAAAUUAUGUAUUUAAUCACUCAUAAAUUUCAAGUCAUCCAGAUAUAGUUGCAGUCUGAGAAGGGAGAGGUUUUCCUUGGGACCCAGAUAUUCUAGUCUUUUUUCCUGCCCGGUUUUCUCGUUCCUAGUAGUGCAGAUUGUUACAGAACUCCAGACUUGUAUUUAAACUAUAAUACUGUACUAGUAAAUAAAGGUGAUUUUGAUAAGUAUUUUGGACCCCAAUUUUCUUAUUGCACAAACCAGUUCUUAAUUAUAUGACUGUCAACUUCUCCCCAACCCAGGAUUCACCUCAAUUAUUCAAAACCCAUCCCCAUAACAAGUGAAAGGAAGACAUUUGUUACAGCUUUUAAACAACUGACUACAUCUGCAAGAAAGGGCAUAAUGAAGAUUCACAUACCAUACUUACAAAACAGGAGUAUGCCAAUAAUGUUUGUCUGCAUAAACUUUAUUGGAAAUUAGAGUGUCAGCCAUGUACAUGUUGAGCUCUCUAUCACACAAGCCACCUGAACAGGCAAUCACCACUACAGAAGCACUUGAAUAUUGCACUUCAUGUGUGUCAACAAGAAAUGAUCAAACAUACUUUACAACACUUAAACAAUCAUCUCACGAACACAAGAGAAGUAACCCUGGACAAUGGACCCAAAUCAGGAAGUUUGGAACUUAAAGUUGACAUUAACUCAGCACCCAAUGGUGCUAUGUUGACAGACAUAGUUGUGUCCAAGUUGUGGCAUUUUGGAUAGAAUCUAAAUUAAUGUCAUCUCUUACAAAAGAUCAAUUAGUGAGGUAGCUGAUGAUCGCUUAGUCAAGUGCAAAAUUAAUAAAUGAAAAGUAUCUCAAGGAAUUUAAUUUAAAAUCAUACAUUUGUUUGUUCCAGUGGAUUAGAGAAUGGCAAGCAUGUUCUAUUCUUAUAUAGUGUUGCUUUAAAUGGGUUAAUUGCAAUUUUAAGAAACCCCUAAAUUUUCCUAAAUAUGUAAAUUAUGUUGCAUUAUUUCAUAACUUUCUUUGGUUUCCCAUUAUAGAAAGUAGAGAUUUAUAUAACAAUUUGAAAAACAUACAACUUGGUCUUUUUCACAGGUGUUCCGCUGAUCGAUGGUGGUUCAGUAAGGUUGCCAAAGCUAAUUGGACUUUCCCGAGCACUAGAUCUCAUCCUUACAGGGCGGCCUGUAAAUGCGCAAGAAGCAUAUCAGAUUGGAUUAGCCAAUAGAAUUGUCCCUGAUGGUCAAGGUCUGUAUUAUUGUCUGUAUUUUUCUGCAUAAAUGAGAAUUGGGUUGGCAUUAUAAUCACUGCACUAUACAUAAAUCAAAGUUAUUGCUAGCUAAUCACAGUAUUACCAUAGUUUUGUCCACCUAAUACGGUAUGGAGGGAUUGACAUAUAGAAGAAUGCAUUUACUUUUUCAACAGUGUAAGGACCUAAUGCUUUUUUUUAACUAGUCAUACCGUUCAUUGUUUUUUUCAUGAAUAAAGAGUAGGCAAGGAACAUAUUUAAAAAUACAAACAUGUAUUACUGACACUAUUGUGUUAAACACACUGUUUAUGUUUCCAGUCCCCCUGUCAGAGCAGUGAAAAGGUGUUUAAACUUGAUGAUCUCAGCCAAUCCAAUACUUUCCAUAUUAAAGCACUGGGAGGCUAUUGCGCAUGCACGGCAAAACACUGCACUGCACCAAUCAGCAUCUCCUCAUAGAGAUCCAUUGAAUCAGUGCCUCAAGGCACCGUUUACAUUUAAAAGCCUGCACGGACAUGCUAUAGACACCAGAACCACGACAUUAAGCUGUAGUUGUUCUAGUGAGUAUAGUGUCCAUUUAACAGAACAUUAUAGCUUUAAGAAUACAAGCAUCUAUUCCUAAUUCUGUAAUAUUACGCUACUUAUGUUGGUGCCCCCACAUUGCAAUGGUUAAAAAAAGGUUGAACUUAUCUUAUAUCCUAUGGCGCAUUGGUCUUUAUACUGUCAUCCCAACAAUAUUGAUGAUCUCAUCCAAUCCAGUGCUUCCCCCAAAUGCUCUCUAUGAGAGUAAUGUGAUCUAUAACCAAGUUUAACUUGGUUAUAGCUGUGGAAACAUCUCUAGUAGCUAUCACAAAGACAGCCACUAGAGGCGUGGUAACCCUGCAGUGAAAACAUUGAUGCUUCUGCCAAACAGUAAGCUUGUCAGUCGAAGGGUUAAAAAGACAAGGGUUCUGCGCAGACCACUUCAUUCAGAUGUAGUCCCUUUAAGGACUUAUAGUAUUUUUCGCGGCAUCUAAAUUUUCUUCCCACAGUACUUAUGGGAGCAUCGAUUAUCCUGCAUUUUUUUCCUAAGCUAUUCCUUAAAUCAGAAGAGCAUAGAACACAAAUAUUCCUUAAGAGAUUAAGAAUUAAGUGCUUUUUGUAGUUUAGUAUAUUCAAGUUUGUUUUUCUUAGCAGACAUACGUGAAUGUUUGAAGGAACUACAUACAGAUUUUGAUGCUCAUAUUUUAUUUUGUUUCUGUUGAUAUUGUUUUACCAUAUCAUUCUGUUUUUCUACCUCUACAUAACAAUCCCUGAUUUAUUGUUUUGUUACCACUGAAGGUAAAAGUUAAAGUAAAAUGUAAUAAACAUAUGCAUAAAAUCAUAUUACGUGCAUCUUUUAUGCAAGGAGCUAUGGAUGCAGUCACAGAUGUGAACACCAGCUGUUACACAGUAAUGUUAAAUAGAAAAUGUGUUUAUAUAAAUACAUGUAAAAAAGAAAAAGAUUUUAUAAAUACAAUGUAAAAAAGUCAAAGUCAGAAUUUACAACUUUGUGUAGUGAGCAGUUCCCAAAACCAAUACUUGCUUUCCAAUUGCAUUUAAUUGGAGCUGUUUAUUUCACCAUUUGAUAACAGUUACAUUUAUCACAUAAGAGUAAUGCAUCUACUGCCUAUGCUGAGGUCAGCUGUCGAUAAGCUGCUACCAGCUCCUACCAGCUUAUCGACAGUUCCACUCACAGUCUUAUGGAUGUAGAUAUAUAUGUAAUAAUGCAUUGGCAAAAGUUCCGCUUCUACACAGUAAACUAUGAAAUAGUAGGUGGGGACUUACUGCAGAUGAAGAGUACUGGGAUGUUCCUAUGUGAGUGAGGGUUGGGCAUAUAGCUCCAGCAAUUUUGCAUUUUAUUACAAAUGUAAGACAAUGUAUGCACAGACACAAUUAUGGAAACUAGAAUGCAAUAUUCAAUAAGGAUAGAUUGUUACUGUGCUAAAGAUAGACUAUUCCUCUAAAAGAAAAUGUUGUUAGUUUGGUAUGGUAACAGAUGUGCUGCCUCUAGGCUUAGCUGCCUAACUCUGUGUAUCAAACAUCUGGCACAGUGAAUAUAUCUUACGCUGUGCGACUGGUAUUUCAGUGUUCCAUAAGAUCCACUGAUACUGUGGGUAGCUAUGGAAUUAUUUUCAUGUGGGGCGCAAGAUAAAAACAAGUAACUAAAUUGAAGCCUGGAUUACAUUAGACAUGAAUACUAUAGGGGACUCCAAUAUACAGCUAGGCAAUUAAGGAGACUGGAAGUCUUACAUAAUUGCUAAAUGGAAGAAGUCCAUGAGUACCCUACCUACUAGCCCAUGGUUGACAAUAAAGUGUUCUAAGUUGUAUUAUGUAAAGAUAAGGUCUAAUCUUUAAUCUUCUAUGAUAUGGCUUAUCUUUUACUAACAUGUACACUGAUCAGCCACAACAUCAAAACCACUGACAGAUCAAGUGAAUACCAUUUAUUAUAUCAUUACAAUGGCAAUGUCAAGAGGUGGGGUACUUUAGGCAACCAAUGAACAGUCAGUUCUUGAAUUUUUAUGUGCUAGAAGCAUAAAAAAUGAUCAAAUGAAAAAAUCUGAGCGACUUUGACAAGGGCCGUAUAGUCAUAGAAACAUAGAAUGUGACGGCAGAUAAGAACCGGCCCAUCUAGUCUGCCCAAUUUUCUAAAUACUUUCAUUAGUCCCUGGCCUUAUCUGAUAGUUAGGAUAGCCUUAUGCCUACCCCAUGCAUGCUUAAACUCCUUUACCGUGUUAACCUCUACCACUUCAGCUGGAAGGCUAUUCCACGCAUCCACUACCCUCUCAGUAAAGUAAUACUUCCUGAUAUUAUUUUUAAACCUUUGCCCAUAAUAGCUAGAUGACAUCAGAAAUGGUACAAGGAAGGACAAUCAGUGAGCAGGCAUCAGGCUCAUGGACGCCUAAGGCUCACUGAUGCAUAUAGGGAGCAAAGGCUAGCCCAUCCAGUCCGAUCACACAGAUAUUGUAGCUAAAAUUGCUAAAAAAAAUAAAAUAAUGCUUGCCGUUAUAAAAAUGUUUCAAAACACACAGUGCAUUGCAGUAUAUGUAUUGGGCUGUAUAUGUUCAAACCAGUCAACGUGCCCAUGAUGACCCUUGUCCACCUCCAAAAAUAACUGGGGGUGUUAGCAUCAUAAUUGGACCAUGAAGCAAUGUAAGAAGGUUGCCUGGUGUGAUGAAUCAUGUUUUCUUUUAGAUCAGGUUGAUGGCCUGGUGCCAUUUACCUGGGAAAAGAUGGCAGCAGAAUGCACUAUGGGAAGAAGGCAGGCCAGUGGAAGCAGUGUUAUGUUCUGGGUAAUGUUCUGCUGGAAAACAUUGGGUCUUGUCAUUCAUGUGGAUGUUACUUUGAAAUGUACCACCUACCUCGAGAUUGUUGACGACCAUAUUCACCACUUAAUGGAAAUGGUGUUCCCUGAUGACAGUGGCCUCUUUCAGCAGGAUAAUGCACCCUACCACACUGCAAAAAUUGUUCAGGAAUGGUUUGAGAAACAUAACAAAAAAUUCAAGGUUUUGUCUCAGCCUCCAAAUUCCCCAUAUCUCAGUCCAGCUGAGCAUCUGUGGGAUGUGCUGGGACAACAAAUCCAAUCCAUAAAGGCCUCGCAACUUGAUGGACUUAAUGGAUCUGCUGCUAAUGUUCUGGUGCCAGAAACUACAGGGCAUGUUCAGAGGUGUUGUGGAGUCCAUGCCUCCAUGUAUCAGAACUGUUUUGCCAGCAUGAAGGAGCUGAUGAUAUUAGUUGAUGAUAAAUAAUUAAAUUUUAAACAUUAAAGAAAAUAAAUUUUAAACAUUAAAGAAAAUAAACUUGUUUUCCUAGCACUAUAGGGUUAUAAGAUUCCCCCUGUCCCUCGGACCCCCCUCCUGCUGGGCUAAAGCCACUUACCUUAAUCCAGUGCCGGGCUCCCUCGGCGCUGGUGACCUCUCCUCCCCCUGCCGACGUCAGCUCCCAAGGGGAGCCGAAUGCGCAUGCGAGGCCGGAGGCGCGCGCGCAUUCAAACCGCCCACAGGAAAGCAUUACUCAAUUCUUUCCUAUGGACGUCCAGCAUGAGUUCAGUGCUAUUUUCACACUGAAACUGCUAUGUUUUCAGCUGCAGGGUUAAAACUAGAGGGACCUGGCACCCAAACCACUUCAUUGAGCUGAAGUGGUCUGGGUGCCUAUAGUGGUCCUUUAAGUGUCAGCAUAACAGAUGUGUUACCAGCCCUUUAAUAAUAAUUAUCCUAUUUGUUAUUUGUAAUCUAAAAACACAGCAACAGGAAUAGGUAAAUAGGUAAAAAUAUUAACUAGCACUACUUUCAACUAAGCUGCAACAAAAAAAAAAAAAUCCCACCAUUCCCAAGAGGUGGUAUCUAAUAAGUUGAUUCUAUCCCCUUACCUUUUAUCAUAUAGCUUUUGUUUGGCAACUGUAAUGUAAAGUAUUGGUAAGCUAUACUAACUACUGCGGCAUGCUCCAAUAUUGUAUUUUUUUCCAGGGAGGUCUUGAGCAUAAGCUAAUUCCCUUCAGUAUUGGAUUUCUGUAUAAAUGAGAGUUGACUUGGUUCCUGUAAACAUCUGGUGUAAGUCAUGUUAAGCCUCGCAUUAAUAUUUUGUCAUAUGGGUUGAAUGCCAAGCUGGACCAGUUCUCUGACUCAUCAAUGCCACUAAAGAAUGCAGUGAUCUUAAUACUUAUUUUAGAGGAUUUCAUUUUCCUCUUGUACAGAACAAACCUCUGAAAUAAAAUUGUAAUUUUGGAAAAUAUUACAAAGUAAAACUAGAAUUACUGUAUUAAUUAAAUAAACAGUCAUAUGAAAUUCUUUCCCCUUGAGUCCACAUAAUUUCCAAUUUUUUAUUUCUCAGAAUACAAUAUCUCCUCAGUCACCUGCUAGCCAUGAAUUUCGUGGUCAGAAGGUAAAACAUGGGAUGUGACCUUCCAUGGAUCAUAAAGGCAACUUGUUGCUACUGCAGAGCUCAUAGUACUAGUCAUAGACGGUGGGGCUGGGGGAGAUGUGUAUUUAUUGAUUUUAUUUUUUUAAUGUGUCAUGCCAUUUAAUCACAGUCAAAAUAUAUUCAUAAAUGUCAACAUUCACAAAGUCAUCCCUGGCAUUUAUGACUAUUUCAAAAAGUCUGAACGAUUCCUUCCUCACAUCACGAGGUUUUUGUACACAAUCAGAAAUUUUAAAUAUUUUUAUUUUAAUAACUAAAGGCAAAAUCGUUAAUCACUGAAAAAUAUUUACAAAGAGAAUUUAUCUUUAUAAAACAAUAUUUUUAAAAUAAUGCAUUAACCAUGUUUUAAAAGAAAGGUUGGAGGAAAGUGUUUGGACCAUAACAACUUCAUUAAAUAGAGUGGUCAUGAUAUUUAGAGUGACUUUAAAAGGUCAGUAUCCAAACAUGAAACCUAGGUUAUGGUAUUUUGUAUCUGUACAACAGAAUGUUGAUUGUACAUGUAAGGCAUAAAUAUCAUAACCUAAACAUUUCCAGAUUGGACAAUGACCUUUUAAAGGGUCAACUAAAUACCAUGACCACUCAUUUUACUGAAAUGGUUAUGGUCCAUAGAACGCUUUCCUAUAAAUUUUCUUUUUAAACAUGGUUAAGUCAGGAGAGAUUAUGGUUGUAUAAAUAAAAUAUAUAUUUUUUCUGUUUACAUAUUAUGUUUAUAAAUUGGAGAUACUUGCUAUAAAAUAGAAAUGAAUACAGUUUUACCACUAUUUUACAGGUUUUUUGUUGUUUUUUUAAAUUGUUAUAUAACACUUUGAAUAUUUUUUUUCUUAACAAUAUUGAAUAGUUCAAACAAACACUGAAAUAGUGCUAAUAUUUUCUGCUAAAAUUAAAAUUAAAAAAACAAACAACUAUUUUCAUAAUUAUUUACACAUGCACACAUUUACACAGUGCCUAAAGCCAAACCAACCUUAGAUCUCUGAUAAUUUCCAGUUAGCACUAGAGAUGCACACGGCAAAGCUGGUUUUGCUUAAGAAUACAAUAUUUUUGUCCUAAAAUACCAUUUAGGCAGGGCCGGAUUAAGAGCACGCUGGGCCUGGUGCUGACAAUUACGAUGGGCCUAAUUACGGAAUCUUAUCGACCAAAAACACUAAAACAGUCAUUCCUCGCAAGCGUCAUGUAUCUAAUGGAGAUGGUGCUGGAGGAAAACUCAUAGGAUGCAGCUAUAAGAAAAAACACAAUCUAUGCUAAUCUCUCUAAUUUAUGCUUUCAUCUUUCAAGUAAAUCCAUAACCCCCAACGGCAGUGUCCAGUGAAACAGGAGGUCAAUGGGCGGGGUAAAAGGGUGGGCCACUGGUGCGAAUCAUGUGACCAGACCUGCCAAAAGAGGAGAACAUGCCCAAAAAGGGGGCAUGUUUGUCCAAAGAAUUUGAAGGACAGCCUGGCAUGAAUGCAUGACAGGCUGCCCGCCAAUCCUGCAGGCUGUCCAAAUAAGGGCAUACUAUGCAGGCAGCACCCUGUGCAUGACAUAAAUGCAUCUAAUGAUGCGCUCACUCCAUGCUUUCUAAGGACUGUCCCCUAGCACUCGCUGCUCCACUUGUCUCCUUACCUUCUUACCAGCAGACAGAAGUUCCUGGUAUAUAGUCUGAGACAGAGAAAAGGUGUAUGUAGUGAGUGUAGAAGAAAGGGGACAUGCCACAGUGUUAGAGAGACCAACGUCUGCAUUAGCUAAACUAAUUUUAUUGUCAGCCAGUCCACACAAGUUUUGUUCCCAUACAUCCCUCUUAAGCUUCCAAAUUUAAAGGGACACUAUAGUCACCAGAACAACUACAGCUUAUUGUAUUUGUUCUGGUAAGUAGAGUCAUUCCAUUCAGGCCUUUUGCAGUAAACAUUGUCUUUUCAGAUGGCUGCUAGAGGUGCUUCCUGGGGCUGCACUGCCAUUCAGUGUCUCCACCCUCUGCAUGCAGACACUGAACUUUCCUCAUAGAGAUGCAUUGAUUCAAUUUAUCUUUAUGAGGAGAUGCUGAUUGGCCAGGGCUAUGUUGGACUUGUGCUGGCUCUGCCCCUGAUCUGCCUAGUUGACAGUUUCAGCCAAUCCUAUGGGGAAGUAUUGUAAUUUGCUCAGGCCACCACUUCUGAUGUCAGCAGACAGUCGGUUCAGAGGCAGACCCAGCAGCUGCUGACUUGAAUACAAGUUUUAUUUUACUAUACUUAGGGAGGCAAGAAGGGGCCAGGGUGGUGGUUUUAACAUAAUAGGGUCAGAAAUACAUAAUUGUGUUCCUGACCCUAUAGUGCUCCUUUAAGCAAGAGUAUGUGAAGAGUAGUUAGGGUUGCCACAUUUCUUGGAAAAAAAUACCAGCCUUAAUCAUUUGUAUAAUCAUAAGGAGUGACAUCAGAGAAAAUUCUGUAAAAUCACCAACAAACUACUCACAGUUUGAUUCUGCUGUAUAGAUGGAUUGCUCCCAGUGUCUCAGUCUCGCAAGUCACCCGGUGUCUCAGUGUCCCUAUGUAUCACAGUGUCUGUGUCCCCAUGUCGCCCAAUCCCCUAGUCUCACAGUGUCUGUGUCCCCAUUUCUCCCGGUGUCCCAGUGUGUCCCCAUGUCACUAGGAUACUGGGGACACAGAGACAUGGGGACACUGAGACACUAGGGACACAGACACUUGGAGACAUGGGGACACUGAAACAUUUGCAGACACUAAGACAUGGGAACACAGACUCUGGGAGACUAGGGGACACUGGCUGGGAGACAGACACUUGGGGACACUGAGAGACAUGGGGACAGUUGUGGACAUAGACAUGGGGACACUGGGACAUAUAGGGACACUAGGAACACUGAGACACUAGGAACUCAGACACUGAAACAUUUGGGGACACUAAGACACUAGGGACACCGAGACAUGGGAGACUAGGGGACACUGAGACACUAGCGUCACUGGAUGGGGGACAUGAGGACACUGGGAGAAAUGGGGACAUAGUGUUUCCAUGUCCCAUUGUCUCCCAAUGUCCCUAUGUCUCUCUGCGUCCCCUAGUGUCUCAGUGUCCCCAUGUGUCCCUGCUGCCUUUUCCUCCACUUACCUGAGCUGUAGAGCUGCUGUCUGGACUCUCUGUGCUGUGUAGCUGCUCCCCCACCGAUCAGUGAGUAGUAGAGAGACACACACAGAAAAAUAGGGGACAAUCUGCUAAAUACAAAUAAAACAAAAAAACAUAGCAUAUAACUGUGUGGAGACUGGUAUUGAUGUGCAAUCACAAAUGGUCACUCACAAUUUUGAGGAGUUAAAAAAGCCUUGAGUGGUGUCUUUAUGGAGUUAAAGCAGCUUUAUACAGUAUUUUUCCGUAUCCAGUGUGUUGUUCCUCCUCACAUAUUCCUCAGCAAAUAGGUAUAUAUGUCUCAAAGAGAGAAAAUGUACAAAAAUGUAGUGCACUUCCAGAAUAUAUUAAAAAGUGUUUUAAUGACUUACAUUUAAGAAUAAAACAAACAGCAUGUCACCAUAAACGUCCUACGCGUUUCGUCCUUAGGAUGGACUUCCUCAGGGACUUGGUAUGAUAAAGUGCAGUUAGAAAUAGCAGCAAUAAUAACAAUAUCCCCCCCACAGUCCUUUAUAUACACCCCCAUUUAAUCUUUAAAGUCUUUCAGCUGGUAUUCAAUUUUCAAUUUCGGCGGUAUGGAGUCCGGUGACGUCAUCGCGUCCGCCGCGUGCGUUCCACCAUGCGUUCCACAGACCCGGAAGUGGGUCGCGAUCGUCAUUCUCUCUCUUCUAUUCCCAUGCAUUGACUCAAAAUGUAUACAAACAGGUGGAUAGAGCGAAAAAGGGGGAGGAACAAGUAAUUAAAAAAUACUCUGGACGGCACUACAAACUAAAAAGAUCAAAUGAAUGUACAUUCUCACUAAAAUCUAAAAUUAAAGACACAUAUAUGUAUAUAUAUAUAUCCCUUUUUCAUUAGAUUUCACAAAUCAUUUUCUCACAUACUUAUUAUACAUAUUUCCUUCUUAUUACAUAACAUCUUGGAUAAUUUCAAAAUUGUAACAAAAUAUGAAUAUGUAGUAUGUAAACAAUGAGCCCAUUUGCAUUGCACUCCUUGUCUCAUUCUUAGAAAAGGAUAAAGAUUUUUUUUUUUUUUUUUGGAAAAAACUAAACCUUCAAAGUGAAAAAAAUAUAAAUAUAAUUAAAUAAUAUGAAAAUCAAAAUAAAAAUUAAAUAAUUACUUAAUAAUAAAUAAAGAUAAAAUGAAAAAUAAAUAUAAAUAUAGAAAUAAAAAUGAAAUAAAAAAAUGAAAUAAAAAAAUAAAAAUAAAAAUAAAAUAAAAAAAUAAAAAUAAGAAUGAAAAUUAAACCAAAUAAAAAUGAAGUGAAAAAAUGAAAUAAAAUAAAAUAAAAAUAAAAAUAAUAAUACAAAUGAAAAUAAUAAUAAAAUAAAAUAAAAAUAAAAAUAAAAAUAAAGAUGAAAAUAACAAUAAAAAUGAAAAUAAUAAAAAAAUAUAUAUAAAAGUAGAAUAAAUAAAAAUAAAAAUAAAUAAAAAUGAAAAAUAAUAAAAAUCUAUGAUUUAUCGAAUGGGAAAAAAGUGCAAUGUUUCCCAAACAUCAAAAUGAUGAAUCAAUGAUUCACUCAAUCCUCAAAAAAACUCCACAAAUCAAUGUCUAAAUUUAGACCAAAAGGUUGGAGUGUCUUUAGUUUGUUGAUCCAAAAAGUCUCUCUUUGAGAGAGCUUUUUGGUUAAAUUACCUCCUCUCCAAUAUGGGUCCACAUGUUCUAUGCCCAAAAAAAUAAAACUCUGCCAAUCGAAUUUGUUACAAGUAUUGCAAUGUAGUGGUACUAUGUGUUUCACUGAUUUUUUUUCUUAUAUUAUUUUGAUGUUCUAGUAUUCUCUCCUUUAGCUUUCUGCAUGUUCUCCCUACGUACUGUUUUUUCGCAAGGGCAUUGUAACAUGUAUACCACAUUUCUCGUAUUGCAAUUUAUAUUAGAUUUUAUUUUAAAUUUCUCCUUUGUGGUAAAACUCAUAAAUUCUUUCUUUUGUGCGAAUUUCUGAUUUUUACAUGCUUUACAGGAGUUACAAGGGUUAAAACCACUAGUAUUUGAAAUCCCCCCUUUAUGUGGAAUUUUUAAAGCGUAACUAGGUGCUAAUACAUUUUUUAGGUUUUUUGUUCUCCUAAAAAUAACUGGUGUUUUUUUUGGCAACACUUUACCCAGGAUGGGAUCCUGACACAAAAUAUUCCAGUGUUUCCAAUGUUGUGUAUUGUAUUGGGUCGUAAAAGAAAAAUUAUAAUUAUCCUUAGGAUGUCUUUUGGGAAUGCUGUAACUUCCUAUCCCUGCCUCUCUCCACACACACAGUGACCCCUACUGGCCGGUGCUGGUAUUGCAGAGUAAUCUCCAUUUAUUCUGAGAAAAAAUACAUGCAUUUGUAUUGCUGGUAUUACUGCAAUAACGGCAUGGCCAGGCAGACUCAAAUACCGGCUGUGCCAGUAAAAUACCAGUCAGGUGGCAAACCUAAGAGUAGUGUGUAAAAAAAAAAAAUUUUUUUUUUGUUUUUUUUUUUAAAUGGGCCUAUUCCAUGGGCCUGGGCCUGGAGCUGCAGCUCCAUCAGCCCCUAUGUUAAUCCGGCCCUGCAUUUAGGUGUGUUAUAUGAAACUCUAAACUUAGUCUGGCUCCUAAAUAGAUUGAGCUGAAAAAUCUAUUUUCCAGGCUCUGGACUUUCUCCUUUGUUAUCUAAGUGUGCCAGUUUCAAAAUUUUGGGAAAAUGUUUUUACAUUUAACCCCAGGUUUCCAGAAUGGUUUAUACAUUUGUGCAAAAUGACAAAAUGUGCAGAUCAACUGUCAGUCUGAUUCUUCAAUCUCACUUUUUUUAAAUGAACACAAUUGCAUAGCAAGUGCCAUAAAGGAAAGAUAAUUUUGCAUUAAUUUAGUGUAUACACUAAAAGAGGAUCCAUUGUGAAAUGAUUGUAGAAAAAAGGUCGUCAGUUUAUUUCACCCAGGUAAAUUAACAACCAGCUUCCUCUUGUCAGUAGUUAAAGGGACACUAUAGUCACUCAGACCACUUCAGUUCAGUGAAGUGGUCUGGGUGCCAGUUCCCUCAGGUUUUAACCCGUCAGAUGUAAACAUAGCAAUUUCAGAGAAACUGCUAUGUUUACAUAGCAGAGUUAAUCCAACCUCUAGUGGCUGUCUUCCUGACAGCCGCUAGAGGCACAUCUGCGACGCUGGAUGCGAAAUUCGCAUCCAGCGUGCAGAACGUCCAUAGGAAAGCAUUAAAAAAUGCUUUCCUAUGGACUGUUAGAAUGCGCGCGGGAGCUGACGUCAGUGGGGGAGGAGAGAUCACCAGCGCGGAGGGAGCCCAGAGCUGGAUUAAGGUAAAUUGUUGAAGGGGUUCUAACCCCUUCAGCGCCAAGGGAGGGGGACCUGGAGGGUGGGGGCACCCUUAGGGCACUGUAGUGAUCCUUUAACAUAAGAUAAUUCUGUAUUAAAGGAGGUUACAGUGAUAUUUAAAAAAAAAAUACUCCACUUAGCUAAAGUUUUAAUGUAAUUGCAAAUGUACUUUUGAUUAUAUAUUAUUGUGAUUUUUAUAUAAGUGGUAUUUUUUGCCCAGUUGACACUUAAUAUAAGCUAUUAUUAUUGAGUUAAAUUCUCCCUCUUUUUUGUUUAUUAUACAAUGAUAUAUAUUUCAUUUGCAGUAUUUUGUUGUAUGAAAAGCUCUAGUUGUGGACUAUUCUCCAUACUAUUUAAAAGCCAUUGCACUAAUCAAAAUGUAUCUCCUUGACAGAAAGGCAGCUAAGUGGAACCAAACAUUAAUUUGAGAAACGAUGUAAAGGUGUAUCAGGCUGACAUUGUACAUGUUCUGUUCUCUGGGUUUCAUUUUGCUCUGCUUUUAUCACUACUAUUAUUAUUAUUAUUAUUAUAUAGUGCAUAUUUGAUCUUUUCCUGUAGGGUGUGAGUGUUGAGUUAAUGUUUGUGCUGUUUCCCUUGCAACAUGAGAUGCGCAAAUGGUACAUUUUUUUCAUGUCUAUAAAGACUAAUUUUUGCAUUUGCUUUGGCAGUCAACCCAUCUUAGUCAUAUUUCCUAUACUGAAUAAUAAAUGCUGAAUAAUAGGAUUGAUGGAGUAGAUUGAACAUUGCUUUUAACAUGUGCUUAUAAUGGCAAUGAUUGCCAGUAUACCCUGUUUAUGUUCUCAGUAUUAUUCCUGUGGUAGCAGAAUAUGGGGGAAUUUUAUCUCGUGACCCAGAUGUUCUGCUGUUUUUACUCAUGUAAUGCAUUUUUAGUUGUUUUAUUGUACAGUUGCUCUUUGUCAGUUUUAGAUUAUAGAUUAAAAUGACUUGCAGUGCACCAAAUGGCAAUUUCUCUCAUUGAUCAAAAAACGAUGAACACCCAGAAAAAGUAAAAAAAAUUUGGUGUUGACGGAUCUUUGUUGGUCGGCAGUCUAAAUCCUGUUUUUUUUAAUACUCCAGACCAGAAACCCACAAUGGCAAUAGGAAAAAAUAUCCUUAAAGGACUACUCCAAACACCAUAACCACUGCAGUGUCGUAGUUUUAUGUCAGGAAUGCCCUGGAAUUAUCAUUUCUGUACAGUGUGACUUCUGACUUGGGGUCCAGCAGACACCACUCCACAACUCCAUUCCUAAUGCCGGAGCAACAGAAGCAGGAACUUCCGUUAGCACUCCUAAGCAGUCCAUCACUUGUUGGAUGAGAGCAAUCAGCUGACAUUCUCGACUCUCCAGCAUUAGUAGUGAAGGUGGGGAGUGAUGCACUGCAGACCGCAGGCAACAAGUUAGACCAUAAUAAAAUGGUAUGACUAUUUGCAGUGGGAGGGGGGCGCCAUGACACUCCUGGCUCCAUAACCACAAUAGCGAGCUGUAGUGAUUAUGGUGCUUGGAGUGUUCCUUUAAACCUAAAACUCUCCAUGGAGGGAGCGUUUGAGCAAGAUCAUUUUUUUAAUGAUUUAAUUUAAAUAUUCCCUUUCUAUUAUUGUAAGUUGCUGUGGAAUAUGUUUGUGUUAUAUAAAUACUUUAAAUAAUAAUUUUGGUUUCUGGAGGAAUUGCUGUUCAGUAAUCACAACAGUUUUUCCAAAGUUGGGGACCAGAUCUUCUGUUUCAGAAAAUAUAAAUCCAAGAGGAAGAGACAAGGUGGUAUCACACACGUAGUGUAUAUCAAGGGGUGGGUAAAAAUCCUCUCUAUCAUACCUCCUGAAUCUGGGGAGGUCACCUAGGCUGUGCUCCCUACUAAAACAACCAAGUCAAAUAAAUUGAACAAAAUCCCAGUCCACUCCCCAUAAGGAGAUGUUAAAGGGAAAGAGCACAGUCUGAUAAACAAAGAACCUUAACGUUUAUUAACAUCUAAUAUAUGGCUACUAGACUAACAAAGGAACAAAUACUCCAAAUAACGUAAAACACGUCUAAAAUGAGAGUAAUGGAGUGGAUAAUAUCCACCUCUGGGCAGUCAGAUAUACAAAUGAUUAUAAGGGAUAAAAACCAACUACCAUAUCAGCCAAAGAAAGGGAAUGGUGGACGAUAAAAUGCUUACGGGGUCAAUUACCACAGUAGAUGAUGAUGGAUGAUAAAAUGCUUAUGGGUCAGUUGCCUAGACCUGCUUAACCCUCUGAAUGGGGAUAGGGGAAAUAAAUGCAUAGAGGAAAAAAAAAAAAUAGUACUUAAAAGGUUGACUAGGAGUAGUAUGAUAAGGGUAGAGCUGACCUAAUCCAUACCUCCCAUUCCUAUAUUCUCACACUAUUAAAGGGAAACCAAACUGAUGGGAAUGCUGUAUGUAGCUGUGUAGGAGUAAAAAAACAACAUCCACAGUAAACUUACUGUCUCUGUUUACUUUGACACCACACAAGGCUAGUGCUACCUACACCAGAGUAACUGAAAAAGUACAAAACUGAACUCAAAAGUGCAUAGUGCUACUCAUAAGUGCUAAUACGCUGUCGUCAGGGGCAGAGUAACCAAGUUGUAUGGUCUAUGCUAGAUGAAAUAACGUGCCUCUUAAUUAGCUCUUCUGUUUCCUUUACAAUCACUCUACAGUAAUUAUGUCAAAAGGAUGUCUCAAUAACUCAGGAUUUUAAAAUACAGACUACUGCUACACUGACUUCAACAAUAUAUUAAGUAAUAUACCCAGUAUUAUUUAAUCAACAUCGCAUUACUGCCUGCUAUUAGAACAUAGUUCAACCUAAUUACAACUUCACUGACUAGUUUUUAGUAUAUGGAAGAUUCCAUAUAAUUUAAAAGAUCUUCUGUUUUGGAUUUUUUGUAAUUAGCAAUUGACGUGGGAGAAAAGUGACAGAGCAUAGCUUCUGGAGUAAAUAGGGUGUUCGAAUUUGUAUUUUCUUGUAUCCUUUUAAGUAUAACAUCCAGUAACAAGAGCUGAAAGGGCAACUCCACCAAAUAUGAAACAUUGAUACAAUCCUACAACAUGUCUCCUGUACCGAAGCAAGUAUAGCGUGCAGGUCCUGAGCUCCCGAACUUUGAAACUUAACUAUGGUAUGUCAAAAUGAAAAAUUUUCGCCCCUGAGCCUCAAAGUCAAAUCAUACUUAUAUCUGAUAGUGCCAAAUAUUCAAAGUAGCUCCAAUAAAUUGAUGCUGCAAUAGUGAAUUAAGAACAGAGUAUUUGUUGAGCCAGAAAUAGCCAAUCCUCUGAACACUCACCUAUCUCAUUUUAGAGACAGCAACCUGCCAAUCAAUAAUUCUAAUUGUGUAGGAAACAGAAUAAUAGUUUGUGAGGUCUGGAAGGCUGUUGUUUAAGUAAGAAGAUUUAGGUACGGCAAACACUUGCUCCCCAAGCUUUCCAAAUUAUUGGAAUGGUUUAAAAUAGAUUAGAGGUAUAUGGUUUGGGAGAUUAAAUACAAUAAAAAUUAAUCUGUUGCCCUACAGCCUUAACCCCUUAAGGACUGAUGACGGUUCAGGACCAUCAUUGGAAAAAUCCCCUUGAGGACCGAGGAGGGUCCUGAACCGUCAUAAUGGUAAUAUUUACUUACCUGAUUGCCGCCGUUCCCCCAGCAGUGAUCGACGUUGCUCCCGGUCUGGGGGGACUGCCUGACAGCCCAGGCAGUCCCUCCUCGGCUAUUAGGAUCCCCCGACCAUGAGAUCGCUCUAACAGAGUGGUCACAUGGCCGCAAUAGGCGUCCGUGAAUCUGCCUGGAGUGGAACUGCCUGUGCUGACAGGCAGUCUCCCUGCAUGUGUAAAAUAAAAAAAUUUUUAAUUGUUAAUUAAUAAAAAAUAUAAGAUUGCAUAUUGAUUGCACACAGACUGAAUAUUUUUGUAUGCAGUCUGUGUGAGUCACAGACAGAGGAGGUGUGGCUAACGCCGCAUAGACAGAAAAAAAGUGUAGAGUGUAGUGAGCAGUGAGAGAUGUUCUACACACCUAAACUACUUAAUAAACCUAAAGUUGUUUUAGUGCCUAUGAGCUGUGGGACAAUAGAUUAUUUUUUAUUGCAUUUAAUCUCCCAAACCAUGAAAUGUAUGUGUCUAUCCAUUUAUGCAUGUUAGUCUGUAGGCCAUGAACAAGACAACAUAAAGAGGAAAGUUCUGUAGUAAUCCAGAUAACUACAUUUUUAAUUUUGAAAUGGCACCAGGCAAAUGAUAACUACUCCUGUAUAAGGAUUGACUGGGACUAAGAGUAAUGCUCAAGAUUUCAAAUUUAUCAGCAUUUAAUUUAAGGUUAGACAGUAGAUCACAUUCACAAAAGGCUUUAAAAAUAUCUGUCAAUGAGAUUUAUGGGUACCUGGCCAUGAGAUCAUAAACAUGAAAUUGUCUUCAUAUGCAGCUAUUUUAUGCUCUCCUCCUCAAAUUGAGAUGCCUGAUAUACCCCAUCCAAUCUAACCGCCUCCAGGAAAUGGUCUAAAAUUAGGGCACACAGGAAUGGGGGCAACGGACAACUCGGGCGUGUUCCAUUGCUGGUUAUGAAAGGAUCCUAUCUCUUGCAGUGGGGGUAGUUUAAAGGGCAGCAAUCCUGUGAUGGGUGUUGGAUUCAAAUCCCAUAUUCUAUGGAGUAAGUUGUAGGGAGGUCCAGUCCGACCAGUCAAAAGCAUUAUUGGCAUUGGUAGAGAGGAGAAGGAAAGGCCAUCUAAAUUCAAAUGCUGAUAUAAAUCUCGGUGGACCAAGUCGAGAAUGACCCGACCAAUGUACAGGGCCAACACUUUAGUAAAAAGUUUUAAAACAGUAAUAAGCAAGGCGAUGUGGGUCGUGAGAGUGUCUCCAGGGAAAUCCUCAUCCUGCAAAAGUGAGUUAAGACCCUGUAUAAGUAUUAUAGCAGCACAAUGAGAGACCAUCAGGACCAGGUGCUUUGUUCACAAGAGAGUUUUAGAUUUAGAUAUUGGAACUCCUCUAUAGUGGGUUGAUCUAAAGAUUCUGCAGUCACUGGUAACACCGUCCUAGGUAUAUUAGAAGAGAUAUAGUCAAUCAUAAGGGUAAUUAAAGAAGGGCUAGGAUUUUGUUUAUGUGAAUUAUGUAGAGUAGGUCAAAAUUCUGCUAAAAUUGAGUCAUAGAGAGCAGUGUCACUUCCCAUGCCUGUUUUUAUUUUGUGAAUAUGGCAGCAUCUCUCUUUUUUCUGUAGGGUGCGGGGUAGAUUCCGGUCACACUUAUUAAAGUGUUUCUUUCAAAUAUCGUCGGGACGAGUAAUUUUUGGGAAAUUAAAUUUAUAGAUCUCUACGUGCAGUGGUUAAUUCUUUAAAGGUGUCAUCUAACGUAUACCGUUUGUGUAAUGCUUUUAGAGUGGUGAUGCAAUCUAUUAGAACAUGAAUUUGCCAAAUAUUUUGAUGCUUACGGUACGAGCAAACAUUUAUAAAAUGGCCUUGGUUUACAAUUAGUGUUUCCCAUAUUGUGAAAUAAGGGCGGAGAUCAAGUGCGCUAAACAUUCUUGAGCCACAAUGAUAAAGUCAAUUCCUGGAUCAUGCUUGGUGUAAAUUGGAAAACAUGAAAAAAUACAAUGCACAGCUUAAUUAAUCAGGUCCACUAGUGCAACCCAUAUUUAUUUGAAUAGCAUGAAGUAAACAGAUGUGUUGGACUCCUUUCUCCAUCUAACAGUAAAUCUUAAAUCAACAAAAUAAUAAAUCAACAAAAUCAACCAAAUAAAAUCAACCAAAUAUAUAGUAAAUUUUAUUUUUUUCCUGUUUUGCUGCUUUAUCUCUCUGCUGGUAGAGCGAUAACGAUUAAAUACUUAUGCUGCCCAAGGUGGAUUUUUUCUGUUUUUUUGGCACUGCAGUGUACACACUCACUAUUCAUUGGUGUAAAUUUGAAUAGAAAGUAUAAUCUUAAGCACCCUCCAGCAGUCAUAUCAAGCAAUCAUAAGAGCCCUUUCCAUACAAUGUAGGGCAUGGGAAGAAAUGGAGCUAACCCCUCCAGAAGUAUCUAAUCUCAUGUACAAAGGGUCAUUAAGGUCUGCAGCUAAUAUCAAUGUGCCUUCUCAAAAAUUUUCUAAUUGGGAGAUAUUCUGGGAUAAAAAAAAUAUAUGUUGCCUCCCAACAUAGAUGGAUGCAAUAGUGUAGUCAUGUCUUCACAAUAGCCCUUUAAUUAUAUUAGUAGCGAGCUGCAGUCCGUGUGGACAAUCGAUAGUGUAUGUGCAAUAAGAAUGGCUACUCCUGUUUUUUUAGCUUCUGUAUUAUUAUUGAAAAAUAUCUGAGGAUAGCAGUUAUUUUGUAGUGAUUGAGCAGUACCUAUCUUAAAAUGAGUUUCUUAUAAGAAGCAGACUGAUAUUCUAUUUGACCAUAAAUCCAUCCAAGUAACCUGGACUUGCACUCUGGGAGGUUUUGACUGUACCAUUUGGGGUUUGAAAAGUAAGCUGUGCCGGGGAGAACUUGUCCAAGAGGAGCUAAAAUAAGAAAAAUAAAAGGAAAAUGUAGAGGUGAGCCAGGGACAAGGAAAAGCUGUUCAAAGGAAAAAACACGAACUAUUGAAAGCCCACGAAACAUGGGUUAUAAGAAGAUAAUCGCAAACAAGUCACAUAUGUCCGAGAUUACCAGUUCAGUGUGCAGUUCUUAUGGACAGCAAGUCAGAUGACUCACUACUGUAAAUUAAACAAUGAUGCAAGAAAUAUAUUAAAUCUAUCAAGCAAUGCUCAUGAAAACUGACCCUAUAAUGCUUAUAAGAAACAGUGUUGGUCAAUAAACACAAAUUAAAGAGAUAACAAAAGAUAGAUCUACAUUAUAUCCUAUGCAUCAUUUACAGGGUAAUAAAUAUGCCUAGAACAUUAAAUAAAGUGGACAUGAUUUUUUAGACUGAAGCUCUUUUACCUUAUAUACCCCAGGAGGGUGAUGAGCCUGACAUUACUUCCCGUUUGUGAGUCUUCUACUUCAACUCCUUUGGGUGUCCACACUUUAUAUAAUAUAUCACGCUAUGUGCUAUUUGUAAUUCCUCUUUCAGAUAUUCAUGCACCUUACUGGAAUUAUACUUAUAUAGUGUUUUCCCAGUUGUAAUUUUAUAUUUAGUGUUUUAUAUGUAUUUGCUGAUCUGCCCUUAUGUGAGUUAAAUUAUCGAUCAAAGAGUCGUCAUGCAGAACUGCAUCAUCGGUGGCAAGUCUGCCAUAUUGUCGUUCUGAUGGGAGUCUCGGGACGCCUGUGGAGUAGAAAGCUUUAUUUUUUUAUUUAUUUUUUUGACAAGGAUAAUUAAGUUUACUCUAACCAAAAUCUGUGUUUUAUUAAAACGCUGUUUUGGUGGUAGUAACCCUUUAAUUUACUUUAUUAUAUCCAUACAAAUAGUUGACAAACAUUUCGGUUCUGAUUGUGUGAGGUAAAGGAAUACAGACAUGUCUACUGCUUUGCAUCUAAAUGACUAUCGUAACCAUAAAUAUACAGUUACUUCUGGAAAUAUUUUGACACUGGCACCAUUUUCAUAAUUGAGACUCUGUAUGCCACCACAAUGGAAUUGAAAUUAAACAACCAAAAUGCAAUUGAAGUGCAGACCUUCAGCUUUAAUUCAAGGGGUUAAACAAAAGUACUGUAUGAAACAUUUAGGAAUUGCAACCAUUUUCAUGCACAGUUCCCUUAUUUCACAGGCUCAAAUGUAAUUGGACAAGUGAAGACAAUCAUAAAUAAGUUAUGUAAUACUUUGUUGAGAAUACUUUGCAGGCAAUGAGUGCUUGAUGUCUGGAACGCAUGACAUCACCAAAUGCUGGGUUUUCCCCUUUGUGAGGGAUUGUCAGACCUUUACUGCAGCGGUCUUCAGUUGUUGUUUGUUCAUGGGUGUUUCUGCCUUAAGCUUUGUCUUCAGCAAGUGAAAUGAAUGCUUCGCUGGGUUGAGAUCAGGUGACUGACUUGGCCAUUGCAGAAUAUUCCACUUCUUUGUCUUAAAAAAACUGCUGGGUUGCUUUUACAUGAUGUUUUGGGUCAUUGUCUAUCUGUAAAGUGAAGUGCCAUCCAAUCGACUUUGCUGAAUUUGGCUGAAUCUGGGUAGACUAUAUAUCCCUAUACACUUCAGAAUUCAUCUGGCUACUUCUGUCUUCUGUCACAUCAUCAAUAAACACUAGUGACCCAGUGCCAUUUGAAGCCAUGCAUAUUCAUGCCAUCACAAGAUAGCUUCCCCUUCCAAUCCCAACUAUAAUUUUAAGGCAGUCUACAGAUUAUUUAAUAAGCGACUCAGAGAGACCUUUGCUUUAAACCUAGCCCUUUGCUUAUAUAAUUAAGAACUAUAUGUAAGCAGACUUAUAUACCAGCGCUGCGGAAUUUGAUGGCGCUUUAAAUACCUAAUUAAAUGCCAGUAAUAAAUACAAGUAAUAAUAUGUAUUUGCACUUAAAACCGCCGGACAUGUGCAGUACUCUGAUUUGAAAAGCAGCCGAGCACAGUUUGAAAAUAUGUCACAGCUUCACAUAUUAUCAUUUGCACUGCUAAAUAUUAUUAUUUUUAUUUUGUUUUUAUUUGUGUGUUUAUCGUUAGCAAAUGAGUAUCAUGGAGGGAGAACCUGGGGAGGCUGAUCACAUAGAAAAUGUAUUACAGCACAGAAAGUUAUUCAGACCUCCAGAAGCUAACAUCACUUUGUAUCCAGAAAGUGACUAAUGUCUCUGCAGAUGCGUUGCAGCUGCCGUGUGCCCUGGCUAUAUCGUUGCCCUGAUUCAUUUUAAAAUAUGACUGUUUUGGUUGGCAGGUGAUGGUCUGUCUCUAAAGCUAAUGCUAAUAAAAAUCAAGUGCUGUUUACAAAAUACACGGUAAGCAAGGGAGAACUACAUUUGGCAUAUUUUUUUUUUGGCAUGUCAGUUUAGAUGAAGAAAGAUGAAGAAAGAUUGAGACGACUUGGCUUUAAGAAUCAGAUGUUCAUAAUGUGAAUUUGAGGCAGACUCGUGCAAUUCAGGAAAUUCUUGCAUCGUAGAUAAAAUGUUUAAGAACUAAAUCCCAUUAUUUCCAAAAGAACAGUAAUGGCAAAAAUUGCACUUGUAUUUAUUCGUUUUUUUAAAGAUUUUUUUCCCUACGGAACUGCAGAUAGAAUGAUUCCACAACAAAGUGAGUCUAAGUAAAACAGUCUAUGUAUGUGUUAGUGAUUUUUGUAGCUAAAACACAAUCUGAUGAGGGGUAAAAUGUGAGGUCCAUCUUGUUACUUUAUACGUAGCCUUGUCUGUUUAUAUUCAUGUAUGCUGUUGCCAUUUAGUAAACUGAGAAAUAUUUGGGAUUGUGUGUUUAUUAUUAAAUGAUUUAAUUGGAUCUUAAUGCUAGGUCAAGCUGCUUUUCAGUUUGUGAUGAUAAACCGCAUCUGCCACAGUCUUGUUCAACCACAAGCUGUAGGUUAUCAACAGCUGAUGUAGUCUGCCUGAAAUUUAGUGUUUUAGUACAUUCUUGUAUUCCUGAUAUUCUCUGCACACAGUGCAGGUUAAUUGUAAAUAGAGUUGUCGCGAACCGUUCACGAACUUCCCGCGAACGGCUGGACGCGGUUCGCCACGAACCGUUCGCGGCGAGCUCCGGUCAGCUGACACAUCCCGGCCAAUCUCCAGCAGACCCUCCCACCUCCUGGACAGCAUCCAUGUUGAAGCUGGGAAGUUCACGAACGGUUCGCGACAUCACUAAUUGUAAACCAUAGAGGUAGCUCAGUGAUUAUUGCUCAAACUGCAAGGGUUGCUCAUGCUGUUCCUACCCAAGAUUGAUAAACCAAGUAUUACUGAGUUGGGUAAAAUAACCAAUCUAUAACCAAUCUGAGAAAAUACUUAAAUAUUAGCUAAACCUAAAUUGAAUUUCUAUUUUUGAAUAGUUUAAUCUUAUAGUUAUGACUUUUGAGUUUCAAGAUUAUCUACAAAGAAAAUGGGUGCAAUUUGUGUAGUCCACAAUUAUUAUUAGUAAUCAUUGUUAAAAUACACUCUAAGAGUAAUUUAAAAAAAGUACUCUUACCCUUCUUAUGGUGCGAAACUAAUCCGUGUGCCCCACCCUCCCCUCCCCCCCACCCUGACCCUCUCCCCUCUGACCGUGGGCCCCCCUGACACAUACAUACAGACACAAACACACACCCCCGACAGACACAUACAUACAUAAAUACACACACACAGACACAUGCAUACACACAUGCAGACACAUACAUACAGAGACACACACAUACAGGCACAUACAUACAUACAAAGAUACAGACACACACACAUACAGAGAUAGACAGAGACACACAAAACAGACACACAAACAUACAUACAUACAGAUACACAUACACACACAUACAUACACACAUAGACACACACACACACAUACAUACACACAUACAGACACACACACACACACAUACAGAGACACAGACACACACAUACAUACACACACACACAUACAGAGACACAUACAUACACACAUACAGAGACACACACACACAAACAUACAGAUACACACACACACACAUGCAGAUACACAUACAUACAGAUACACACACACACACACACACACAUAGAGAGACACAGCCACAUACAUACACACAUACAGAGACACACAUACACAAAAUGUUUCCUUCCUUUUGUGAAUUUCCCUGGGGUCCAGUGGUGGCUCAGCCUGAUGGGAGUUCCCACUCUGACUCCCUCCUUCCUGCUUCCUCCCGCGCGGGCUCUACGUAUGCUGGGAGGAGUGACCGGGGAAUCACUUCCUCCCAGGAGUGAUGUCAUCACAGGGGGCCCGGUCGCGCUGUUAAAGCGCUGACCAAGCCCCCUGACAAUCCAUGUCCAUCGGGUGGCCCUGACAGCAUGGGCCACCCGAUGAACCCCUUAACAUGCAGUCCUGCCGGGGCACCUACAGCGGCCACUCAUCAGAUGGCUACUAAAAGUGUUUCAUGGGGCAGUGCAUGAAUUGAUUCAAUGCAUAUCUAUGAGGAAAUGCUGUUUGACCAGGGAAGCAUUUGGCUCCGCACCCGGCCCCCCACCUUGACUGAGAUCAUCAGAAUUGACAAUCUCAGAGGGACCUUUUAGUGUUAGGAAUAUUUGUUCCUUUACGUUUACUGUGGAGAUUUCCCUUAUAAAACAGUAGGAACACUAACUUCCCAGAAUCCCAGUGAAGGAUACCACACAUUGUUGUUGAUUUUAGUUUAGGGCACCGUUUAUACAGUUACAAUAAAAAAAAGUUACCCACCAAUUGUUUGCACCACGAGAGAAAUUGUGCUGCAACUCUUUAAGAAGCAUAAAUUGUUAUGCGCAAUUUAAUGAUGAUUUGUUUUUCUCCUUUUUAUCAUAAUAUAACUUCUUCUUACCCAUCAUUAGCUAAUAAAAUAAUUUCCCAAAUUAAAAUUAUUUCUACUACUUCACUUGUUAAGCUAUACAUUAAUAACUGUAAGAAUUAAACCGUAUUCCUUAAUUUGCAAUCAACAAAUGUAUAUACCUAACUCUGCUUCGAGAUAUCUAAUAUGUCAGCUUAUAAAUGUCACAAAUACCCGUGCUGCUGUUCCAGUCUGUUGUGCUCAGAAGUCACUUUGAAAGUCUGUGAUAUUUACUAUCGUGGCUCACAUGCUGGCUGCCGAAUGUAGCUGAACUCAGACAGAGGGCUUGUUUUUCAAGCAUAAAUGCUAAGAAAUUAUGAUGUUAGGGAAAUAGCAGGUGUAAGCCUGUUAAUUAUAGCUGCUCUUUGGUGUUUGAAAUAUAAAUAGUCCAAAACAUGCUAAAGUUGUAAGCAUAGAAUAAGAGCAACCCGAUUAAUAAUCUCACACCUAGUGCAGUUGGGUACCCCAUUUUAAAUAUGUUAAGUAAAUUAAAAAGUGGGGUAUUCCUAUUUUUUUUUUUUUCCACACCAUGGGCUGCAGAGUGAAGAGUAAUAUAGAUAACUGGAGGACCUGGAGAUGUCCAAAGUUCUGCUUCCCCAAAGGGUUCGACUCAUAAAGGUUGGGUACCCCUUUCAUUAAUAUCCCCUGAUAAAGGAUCCUAGAGACACCCAUUCUCCUGGUUGCUAUAAAUAUAUUGUGCCAUUAAAAUGGCCAUGGAGACAAUCAUCCUCCUGAGCCUUAUAAAUAUAUUGUAUUAUUAAAAUGGCCCAGGGGAUGCCUAGUCUCUGGGUCCUAUAAGUAUAUAAAGGGCAUAGGAGAUGGCCAGUCUCUUAGACCCUAUUAAUAUAAUAGGCCCAUGAAGGUCCUGAGGGAUCCCCAGUCACUUAGACCUUAUAGGUCUAUCCCAUAGAAGUGUGUAUAGAUAUAUAUACAUAUGCAAUUGUAUGCAGAUGGAAUUGUGUUUUAUAUAUAAAAUGGAUUGCUCACCCCUCCUUGGUGGUAUAUUUAACCCUCAUUCUUGUGCAGAGGCCUGGGAGUCUGAGGGUUCUGCGCAGUAUCUUCCUAGAACUGCACUCUUCUGGACAGCGAUCUCAGAUGUCCCACCUGGAAUCUGUUGAAGCCACUUCCCUAACUUGGGAGUCACAGCCCUGAGUGUGCCCCUAUCAAAACUGGGACUACUACUGCCUUCACUUUAGACAUCCUUUCUAGCUCUUCUUUCAGUCAUUGGUAUUUGUCCAUCUUCUAAUGUUCCUUCUUCCUGAUGUUAUAGUCACUGGGAAUUAGACAGACUACAGAAAACCACACUGUGAAUAUAUCAUUUAUAGUACAUUUAUCUAUGAGGGAUGUGACAUGACGUAUAUCCUCUGUCCGUACUCCCACCUUUAAUGCUAGCCUCCAAGAUUUCUCCAGGGCUGCUCCUCCUCUGUGGAACUUCCUUCCCUUCUCCUUAAGAAUUUCACCCAGUCUCCACUCAUUCAAAAAAUCAUUGAAAACUCACUUCUUCAAGAAAGCAUAUCAAUUAAACUGUUAGCAGGUUUUAUCCGCCACCCCCCCAUGACUCUCUCCUGCAACUGUCAAAAAUGACCUACUAAGUCCUCAGUGAAUACUUUUCUAACAACCUACUUCAUACCCCUACUUUUACCCUUUGUGUCACAAUACCCCACUGCCUCUAGCAUGUAAGCUCAUUGAGCAGGGCCCUCAACCCCUAUUAUCCUGUGCAUCCAACAUGUCUGGUUAGAAUUACAUGUAUGUUAGUCCACCCAUUGUACAGCACUACGGAAUCUGAUGGCGCUAUAUAAAUAAUAAAAUAAUAGUAAUGACAACACUAAAUAUAAUAUUGUCAAUACAUUCACAGGUUGAUGUACUUGACGCCAAACAUUUAAAGCCUUAUACAAUUUUAUUGCUGGCUGGUAUAAAUGUGUGUAAUCACCAGAUAUUUCCCAGUGAUCCACCAUCAAUCUGUGUGUGUGAGGUCAUUAUGGAGAAGAACUUGUUGUUAAGGUUGUUUUCCCAUUUUAUUAUGCCCUCUUGUGUAACACAAAUUACUUAAGAGAACAAACAAACUCUUACAUGGUAUAUGCUACAUCUCUCAAAAAACAUUUUUACUUUGCAGAUCACAUUUCAAACCUUUUACUGACUGAUAAUUAAUAGUCUAACCCAGAAUACUUUCCAAAGAAAAUCAAAUGUACGAAAGUAGUUUGGCCAACUAAUGCUCCUGAAUAGUCUCUUUCAAGACUCUGUCUCUCACACAACUCAUGUAUAUAUUCCAUAACCUGUAAAGAUAGAGAUACCUCAUCAAACCUCUAUAUUGCUGACUAACGCACCUCCCUUGCAUAGAUAAGGACAGGGUUUUCUGAAAUAUGUAUGACAAUCAUGAUUUUAUUAAAGACACAGAGACAGGUAUUGUAUUUCUAUUUUCUUUACUACCCUAAGCAGCAAAGAAAAUAAAUAUUAGUUCCAGAACUUGAAUGCUUAAAGAGAUACUGUAGACACCAAGACCACUUCAGCUCAUUGAAGUGGUCUGAGUGCAAUGGCCCAUGUCCCUUAACCCUGAGCAUGUAAUUAUUGCAGUUUUCAUAAACUGCAAUAAUUACCUGCUAGGGUUUACUCCACCUUUAGUGGUUGUCUACCAGACAGCCACUAGAGGGACUUCUGGGCUCAAAGGCGACUUUUGGUCACUUAAAUGAUGCUGGGCGUCCUCAUGCUAUAGAGGAGGACUUCCAGCGACACCGAAAUCCCCAUAGGAAAGCAUUGAAUAAUGCUUUCCUAUGGGGAAAUCCUAAUGCGAGCGUGGCCAUUGGCGAGGGACAUCGGCGUUGGACCCAGGGAAGUGACAGAAGGGAUUAUUAACCCUUUCUGCACCACGGGGAGGGGCCUUGACAGAGGGGGCAUCCCCUUUAAAUAUUGAAAAGUUUUAUCACACCUGCCUCAAGCCAGUUAAAUCCGGGCUUUUUUUGUGGUCACCUAAAGCAAAAUGCUUCCAACAUAAAGCUUGUAGAUGAAAUUGUAAACGAUUACCGUAAAGCCACAGAGAAACAGAAACCUGAAAAAAUACGGAAAUGUGGUUCAUGUGGAACAGAGUUCUGUGAAAAAGAGAUUGUUUACAUUAGGAAAAUCUGAGAAAUCAAUCUGUAAGAAAAUGUAUUAUGACACAAUAUAAAGCAAUCAAUGAAAUAACCUAAGCGAUCAUAUAGUGCAUGCUAAGAUUACAAAUAAACCAUAAUAUGGACUCUGGACAUAUAAGUAUAAUGGAUGGGUUGAUAAAUGUGCAAACAUCUAAUUUUCUUUAAUAAAAUCAUGACUUUCUGAAAUUUACAAUAAGCUUUCCUUAAAUCGUGAUCAUCUAAUACUAGCAAGAUUUUAUUACAAGAUAUGAAGGAUGUUAUUAUGUUACUUUAACGUCGAUUAAUGUAUAAAUAAUCCAAAUUUCAAGUGGUUUAAAGUAGCUUUCUUGAAGGCUGAACCUGAGUGUGCUCCAUUAUGAACGCUUUUACAUUUAGCCAUUUAAAUCCACAUACCUAGAGGGCGAGAGCCCUGUUGUGGUUCCUGUUUACACUUUUCAUUCUGCUACCCCGGUUAUUGACUCAGCUCCAUUAUCGUGGUUCCUGAUGUUUAGAAUUCCUUGACUCGACUUUAUGUUCGUUGUACUAUAUCUCUUUAUAUCCACAAGGUUGGCCAUGUUUUGGCUUUUCUCUCACCUGUGUCAGGCUCUACGUCCCUUCCCCUCUCUAUAGGUAAUUACAUUAAAGGAAUACUGUGAGCACUAUAGUCAUUUCAUCACAUUGAGUUAGUUAUUCCCUGGCACUAUCCGUUCAUUCAGUGUUAAACCAUUUUCAAGCAGUUAAUCACUAAAAAGGGCCCUGGAUAACCACACCCCAGGUCCCACUAAAGGUAUAGAUGAGGUAUUGGAUGACUUCUUGUCACACAAAUGCUAUGACAAAGCAUAUGUGUCUUCUUAUAUAUCAGGGAGCUCCAGACACUAUAUAAACACUUCAAUGAGAUGAAGCAGUGACAGAAUGGUGAUCGGUGAUAUAUGGCUACUAUUCCUAACUUUUGCCCGCUGAUCUAUUCUCUGUAAUUUAGGGUUAGUCUAUUCUUGACAUCAGUCUGCUGACUUCAUAAAAUCUUCCAGCCUACAACGUGUGGAGAAUGCUUUGCAAUCCAUGACAAGUCAAAUAAUUUGCUCAAUGUAGUUCAAUAUUAAUUUUGUCUGACAGAAGUUUACAUGUCAUAACUGCUGCCCUGACAAUCUCUGGCACCUCAGGUGUAGAUGGCCAACUGCUCCCAAUUUUAAAUCAAUAGAUUGCCUGAUAAUCAGGGUAUUUGAGUUCUCGAUCAUCUGGAGAGGGGAUGGGGGGGGGGUAAAGGGUGGGGGUGAAGGGGGUGGGAAGAGAUGGAAGUCAAGAUAUAUAUUUGGCACAAAUUAAAAGGUGAUUCAAUCCCUGUGUAGAUUGUAAUGUAAGGCAAGCUUGCCUUGCUUGCCCUAACUAAGGUUGGAAAAAGGUAUCUGUCCUGGAAGAUUGUAAAUUAUAUAUAAUUAUGGUUUAUAAAAUUAUAGAACACAUUCCAGUUCAAACUGUAUCACAAACCAUAUAAAAACAUUACAUAGCAACAUGUGUUAUAACGUUGUUAAGGAGUAAAUGUGACAGAAAUAUAGUUUUAUGCUUUUUUCCAGCUAUGAAUUAUAGCAGCAGUAUCAAAGUCAAUAAAAAUUUACACCACAACUUAACCUUUUCUUUCAGGUCUAAUGUGUGCAAUCGAGUUAGCUCAACAAAUCUCCGCAUUUCCUCAGACAUGUAUGCUUGGUGACAGAGCUUCUGCCUACUACAGCAGUUUUGAUGCCUCCAACUUUACAGAUGCAAUGCAAUAUGAAAUGAACCAUGGAUUGCAAGCACUUAAUGAAGAAAUGGUUUCUGGAGCAAAGAGGUUCAGUAAAGGAGAAGGAAGGAAAGGAAGUAAAUUAUAA